AUGGACAGCAAUAUUCGGAAACUUGUUCACGCAGCGUCGCAAGAUAAUGACGAGUCUGCAUUGUUUGAGGCUUACAGUAAGUUGAAGAAGGAAAGGCAAUCGUCAGAUGACAAAAUCGAUGCAGUUUCAUCGGAUCUUUUCGUAUUGUGCGCCGAAGCAGCGCAAAAGGUAUGUCGCAUCAUAACAACUGUUUAAUUUUAGAGGAGUGUAAUUUGAACUGGAUUAGAAUUUCUGAUGGAAGUGCUCCAGUACCUGCAUGAAACUUUUAACAAUUGUUAAUUGUACAUAUCAAGAUUAAAUUCUAAUUCGACCAGAGUUGUCUGCACUCAGCUUAAUUAAUUGAUUAUGCUCAAUCAAGUAUUCUAUUUGAAGGUCUUUUAAAUAAGACCUCAGCGGUUGAGGAAAAUUAAGUUAGCACAGGGAAAGGCUCAGUAUAACAGUCAGUGAAAACGGAAAAAUUUUUAUUGGUCCUGAUAUGGAUAAGAUUUCUGCACAACCCUAUAGAUACUGUUUUAAAACAAAGUCGUAAUCCUAAAGGGAAUCUACCUUUUUCGCUAUUGUUUUCUAUAUGCAUGAACUGUAUGCAUAAUGAAAUAUGGGGCUGUGCAGGAAUCUUACCAUGGUAUGUCUGAGGUGUCAAAUGUGCUGAGUGAAAAUGUUAGUAACUAAAUCUAAAAAAAAAUGAAGUGAAUGGGAAACAAUGAUUAUACCAAAUAAAUCAAACCUUUAUAUUAUUUGUAGACAAGCAGCAGUAACAAAAGAAAAGUUUUGUUUACCCUUUGUGUAUAUCACAACAAACAUACCAGUAUUGUGGAAACAAUAAUGAUUAUGAAUAUGAAACCAAUCUUUACAGUAAUUAACACUACUUGCAUGUAAGCAGUAGUGAAAAUAAGGCCUAAAAAACUUCAGGCCUUUAUGGGAUUUGAACUCAUGACUUUUACAAUACCUGUGCAGUGCUCUACCAACUGAGCUAACAUUAGCCAACUGGGAGCUGGUCGUUAUAUUGGUUCAUAAUGAACUGGUGGAAUGGUGAAUCAGUGACUGUGAAAAUAUGAAAAUCAUAUAUGUGAACUGUGUUUUUUUUUAAAUGAAUAUGAGUGUGACCUCCACACUAAUGGACACCACCAGUGAAAAUAAGGCCAAUAACAUAUCCACAGCACACAACUUGUUCUUUACUCUAUCUUCUAAAGCAUGAAACCUCUAUAAUUUUACUAAGUGUAUGCCACUUCAUCGCAAUUUGGUCUUACCCUUCACUUCAAAAACACAGGGCGGUGGUGCUGGAGAGCUCUCUAAAGGUUCCUUGCUUUUCUUGUCUCAAGAGAGGCCAAUUUUCUAAAUUUCUAUGGAACAAUGAUCCUCCCUGACCCUAUGGAGGUGCUGUUACAUAACUAUCAUUCAUGUAAUAUAUAAAUUGAUUUAUUUGUUCACAUGUUUAUUGUUGUUUAUGAACUUGUCUAUUUUCAACUAAUGCAUUUCUUUUACCCUGUACAGCAUGGUCAAUUUGAUGUCAUGGAUGACUGUGUAAAAAUGUUUUUUCAGAAGACUCCUCCCUCAAAUCAGUUUCUAUGUCGAGCUUAUUUGUGUCAAGCUCAGCUCAAUGCUCCAACUUCUUCUAAGAAUCCAGUGAGUUUUGAUUUUAUUCCUAUUAUAACUGUUACAAUUUUUACAUGUUCCAGGGGUCUCCUUAAAAGCUGUUUACCAGUAGUCUAUGGUUACCUGUAAGACCUCUUACCAGUGUCUGUUCAACCUGCAUGCAGGCUCUCAUGUUUGGUUUUUGCUUUAUGGCCCCUUUCUAGGCACAACAGCCUAUUACACCAUUGGCAGCCAGUUAUCGAAAAAUAUAAUGAAACCCCUGGGUCCAGUUGUUCAAAAGGUGGAUAACACCCACUGAUGGAUAAUUUGCUAUCCAGCUGAUAAGUGCAAACAAAACAUACUGUGCUAUCCACCAGAAAGAGAUUUAUCAAGUGGAUAGUGUUAUCUACCCUUUCAACAACUAGGACCAGAUGUUCCUCUCCAGAGAGCUUUUAUGAAUUGAUUUAAUUCAAUAUUUAUCCAAUUUCACCUUUGAGUGAUUUUGAAAGAAGAAGUAUGAUUAAGAAACAAGUUAAUUUUAAUUUUGCUGCAAACAGUUAUUGUUUUGAUCCACAUUUUGAGAUUUGAAAGAUCAACCUAUUUGUUCAAAAGCAGUCUUUAAAUAUGUUAAAAACUGAAGUAUGGGUGUGCUGUUAUUUUGAAAAGAGUUACAUAGAAACCAUAUACACUGUAUAAAGCAUUUUUUGUAAGGUGCAAGAUGUAAGAGAAAAAAGCUUCAAAUGCUAGUUUGCAUAUGAAUAAUAACAGUGCAACGUCUUUGUAUAUUGUGUUGUUCUUGAAAAGAAAAGAAAAAUUAAUUUUAUGCUAUCCUUCCUUACUGAUCUUUAACAUCAAAAAAACUCAUUUUAAAUUUGUGAACUUUUUGUACAUAAUCUAGAUAGAACUUCCUCCACUGGCUGACAUUGCUUUUGGCAUAGACACAGUUUCAUUGAGCUAGGCAUAUUUGUAAUGUUUUCACAGGAGCAACUUGAUAAAGCAGUGGAAUCCCUAUUGAAGGCAAUUAAUUUUGCCAAAAAGAAUGUUAGGUAUGAGUUGCAAUCUAUUUGUAAAUAACAUUGCUAGUUAAACUCAAUAUCAGACCUCGUCUCGAUUUACACCUCAGACCUCGCCUCGAUUUACACCUCGUCAGAAAAAAGGCCGCUAAUUAGUGAUCAUAUAAAAGGACCUCUUGUUGCAGUGUUUAGAUCACCCCUGAUGAAGGCACUAGACAGGAGUGUCAAAACGUUGGGUCUAUGAAUUGUAACUUCUUCGGUUACAUUCAUUAAAUCUGCAAACCAGUGUAGCUUCAAACUAUGUCUGAUUGUCCACCUGGUUGCCGUGUGAACUUUAAUAUAUAAACUCUAUAUGUUUAUAUUAAUUAAUUGCGGAUUGCUUGUAUAAUUUAUUAACUUACAUGAAAUAGCUGUCCAUUACUUCAGUCUAGAAAUUUCAUUACAGAUACUACUUCUUGGUGUACAAUGCUUCAGUACUGUAUUGGCAGUUCUGUCGUCCUUUCCUUAAGCCCAACUAUCGCCAAUAUUUGGCUAAAAGUCUGCAUCAGGUUGUGAAAGCACUGGAUGAUAUUGAUGACAAAGAUUAUGGCUGGAGAGCUCAGCUAAUGAUGUGAGCAUUCUGGUUUUUUUUUUUUGUUUUAUUCUUUUUGUUUUUUUGUCCUUAGGUAUUCAGAACUAUAUGCAAUUUAGUAAAGCAAUUAGUACUAUCAGUGACAGAAGUUUGUUUCUCAGCUCUUCCUCCUCCUCUCCAUUUUUCCCCUGAACAUUUAUUUUCUUUCCAUGAGACUGUUCUUGUUUUUGUCCUUCUUCUUGAAUGCUUGGUAAUUCAUGAUAACAUUAGGGUUGGGGAGUUGGCAGAGUUCUUUGGGUGUGUGCAUUGGGAGGGGUCAUCUAGAACAGUAAGGACAGAAAAAUAAUUAUAGCUAUCUUAAUUGUUUCUCUGUCCAUAUUAAAAUGAAAAAAGAAAACAUUGUAUUGCAUCAAGGUUUGUUCAUGUCAUGGAAAACCUGGAAAUCCAUGGAAUUUACAAUUUAUUGUGAUGAGUAUGGAUCAUGAUGACUAAAAAUCUCAGACAAAUUUUCAAAAUGGAACAAACCAAGACAUAGAGUGACUCUGAUUAUUAUUUUGUACAUAACUUUAAUUUGAAAUCAUAUACAUAUUAAUUCUGCAAUGAACUUUUUCAGUCAUUUUUUAAUGUGUAUCAUGAUUAUGUUUUGUACAUGGCUUCAUGGUCAGUCUCACCUUCAUCUUAGUAACUAACUGAAUGCUUUCUUCUGAGUAGUGCAUUGAUUGAAUGCCAUGUGGAUGCAGGACGUAAAGAAGAUGCCACUCAAAUCAGUAUUGCCACUUUGGCAUUCACUAAAAGUAAUGUUCCUUCAUUAUACACAACUGUACUAGGACUGCAGGUGAGGUCUGCAAUGAUCAAAUGUUCAGAUCUUGUUUUCUACUCUUUACAUUUCACAUUUGGUCUUAAUGUACUAUUUUUCUGUCUGCUAGGUUCGUCAUCGACUGAUUGAUUUGUCAAAAGCAUCAAAAGAAGCAAGAGCUUCCAAUGAGUUGUACAUGUUCUACAAGAUCCAAAGGCUUAGAACGUGAGUUGUGAUAAAUACACAUAUUUAAAGGGAUAUGUUGAAUUAGAAUUCUUCAGAAUAUGGUGCCAAGAGGUUUUCAUCAAAUCCAUGUGUAGUACAAAUGACAAUUCCCACAAAAAUAUAGCUGUACAGAUAUGUACAAUAAGUUUUGAAACUUUGUAUAUUUCUUGGUCAUCAUCUGUAAAAGUACAAUGUGUUAUCUUGAAGUCACACUUUCUGAAUUUAGAUUAGGGCAUCUUGAACCAAACAAUAAUCAUCUCAUGUUUUUAGUGUUUCUGUACAUUGUCUACAAUUUGGAAUGUAUGAAAUUUUUAACCCUUAGAGAAGUUCAGUUUUAAAAUCAAUGUCAGUCAUUAAGGCUUAGGCAUCAUGACAUCCUUACCCCGAUAAAUCUUUUUUUGAAGCUACCAACAGUAAAAUUAGAAAUGCCUUCAAGUUGAUAAAUGUGCAAACUCUCAUACACACAGAAACUAUCAAAGACUUCUAGUAUUGUUAACAAUUUUCAAUUGAAAAUGUCACAUUUUGUCAACAGCUUGAUUGAAGCAGAUGAAAAAGUUGACAUAGAACAAGAACUAAACAAAAUCUACAAAUCAAUAGUCAAGGGGGUGGAUGCCACAGAUCGAGCUAGUACAGCCAUGUCUACAAGUACGUCAACCAGCAAAGCCAGCUCUCCUUAUGUUGUUGGAAGUAAUGACAGGUGAUUAAAACAGUUCUGCAACCACUUAUUUGAUAUUUAGAAUGUACAGCGCUAUAUUCUCCAAUCAAACACUUACAGCUAAAAUGUACCACUUGUGAUGGCUUACUGUAAUUUGCAAAAUGAAAUAAAAUGCAAUGCAACACAAUGAAACAAAACAAAACGAAAUGCAACAAGAUGAAACAAAAUGAAACAAAAUGGAAUGAAAUCUGAACAAAAUAGAAAUCUGUAAUUUGCAAAAUGGAAAUAUGCUAAUGAUUUGCAAAAUAGAAAUCUGUAAUUUGAGAUUUCUAUUUUGCAAAUCAUCAGAAUAUAUCCAUUUUGCAAAUUACAGAUUUUCGUUUUGUUUUGUUUCGCAUAUUACAAUAAGCCCUUGUGACAGCACAUAUUAAUAUAAGUACAGCGCAGUGUUCUCUAAUCAAACACUUACAGCUAAAAUGUACUACUUGUGAUGGCACAUACUAAUACAACUGCAGUAACUGCUUAGAGGUUUUGAAAUUACAUCAGACAAUGUUAUGAAUUCACAAGUUUGGAAAAAAAUCUUACAGGUUAAAUGGAACACCAGGAAAGACACUAACAGAGUCAUUGUCUGGUUAAAUAUCUCCUAGUAGUAUUGAACAUUUUCACAGUGACCAAUGCUCCAAAAAGCUGCAUGUGAGUUAUAUAAAGAGUGAACUCUGCUUUAUUAAUUGAUCUGAUUUUUUCUACACUCAAUCUUCUUCAGGAUACCACUUCUCAUUGAGUUGGCCAGACUCUGCUUGGAGCAUGAUAGGCAUGAUUUAGCCUCAGACUGUAUUGAAAAUCUUAAAGGGGGUGUUAAGGCAAGUAGUAGUUUGUUGAUCAAGGCAUUGAUAAAAUCUUCAUCAUUUGCAAUUGGUAGGGUGAUUUGAUUGAACUAUUACGUUACACCCUUAACCCUUUACACCCUGACAUCAGUAUGUAUAUUCUCCAUACUAUUCUAUUUACAUUUCCUAAAGUGCUGACGAGGAGAAUUUGUUUCACAAUCAAGAGUUUCUUAGUUGGUGAUCAUUUUCUUUAUUCUAGUGACCUAACUGUGUGAUUUAGGGGUGAUACAGCAAGGAGAAAUUAGAUGCUUAUACUCUAAGGGUGUAAAGGGUUAAGAUGGGUUUCCGCUACAGAGUCAAAGAUGUUCCCCAUUAAGGUUUCAGUCUGUUGUCUAGUGAUUCUGGAAUUUAGGGGAGAAGGGAAGCCAGAUUUGGGAUUGUAAAUAAUUGAACCAAACACAGGGUCAAAGCAUUUUGCAUGGUGGGAAGCAAGAUGUAUUGCAUCAAAGAACCAAGAGAUCUGCAGAGAGUUGUCUUUUGAAUUGACUAAAAUGAAUGUGGCAGGGGAUUGGAAUUAGGAGAUAAAAAACAUCAGGAUUUAAAGAAAGAAGAUGGUUUGAUCAAGAUAGUAGAAUUGUAAGACCCCGUAAGGGAUUCUUAUAUUUCAAUACCAAUGAGCCUUAUGGUUUUAUUGAUUUUGAACAUGUUUAAGUAUUUAAAGACAAAUCUAAAGUUGUAUCAUGUAUUUUCAGACUUCUGAGACAUUGCUGGAAAUUGAGUUCAUGAAGUGUGAGUUGAUGGUUCAGUCCCUUGGCAAAAAGAAAGAAAAUUACAGCAAAUCUGUGGUGGAGGCAAGUAUUUUAUUGAAAAAACAUAGGGUGAACCUGUGUACCUUGGAGCUAUCCAUUUUUCAGUUUUGUAGCCACCCAAAGUUCACAUUCUAUUCUUUUUGAUUUUUACUGGCAUGUAUGAGGAAUAGAAACAUUUUUACUGGCAUGUAUGAGGAAUAGAAACAUUUAGUUCUGCAAAAAAACAAAACAAAACAAACUUAUAAAGAGAUAUCAAGGUAUGUUGAUUGUCCAAAAGUGCAUCCUAUAGACUUCAUUUAUUGAAAUAACCAACUUCAACUUUUUUACCUCUGUUCAGAUGGUGACUGGGUGGAACUGUCCAGAAUGAAUGUUAGGCUUACAAUAUCACAUUAUGGUUUUGUGUUUUCUUUCAGAGACGUAUUCAAGCAAUCAGAAAACUUGAACAAUGUAUAAUGACAGCUGUUAGAACUGGAAAUCCAAAUAUUAUACAGGUCUGAUAACUUUCUUAUUGUAUAAAUGACUUUAAUUUUUCACUGUAACUAAUGUUUAUUGAUAACACUUUCUGUACUUAUGAUUGCCCAAUGAACACAUUUGUUGAGGGGAAGAGAGGACACCUCUAUGGAAGGGUAAUUCAGACCAGUAAGAAGAAUGAAGAGGUAUAAUGUUAUGAUUAUUUAAGGUACGUAUGCCUUGUACUGUGAUGAAAGUUAAUUUUAUUGUUUUACAGACAGGAUGUGUGACAAUGUGGAAUCUUACCCUGCCUCUUCUGCAGUCAAAUUUGCGACAUCAUGUGAGAAAGCCCCUUACCCUUGCUGCACAAGCCUUGGAAGACAUUGAUAGGUACAUUAAGCAAAUGGACAACAAACUUUUAUUUCAGAAAACCUUUUGAUUUAUUAUUUUGUUUCCAAAUGUUAAAAGAAUACCUCUAAUUAAAAAUUUAACUCUUAGUUAGGUAUUUUUAUCUUUGAGAUUCAUGUAAAAUACAUGAAAGUUUGAUUUCACUAAUUUGAUAAAUUAAUUUGGUAAAUUAAUUUAGACCAACCAACAUUCAGGGUCUUAAAAAAACUAAGGAGAAUGUGCUGCCUUUGUUAUGACAUUCUAAUCCUCUCGGGUAAGGACAAUAAAACUGUAGGCCCUGUCUCCUGCACAUAAUCUGUGCUGGUUAGCAGGUGACAUUAAAGAACAUGCGCACUUCUUGUAAAGAGUAGGGAAUGUAGCUCUGGUGUUGUUGUCUGGUCUUGCUUCCAAAAAUUCCUAAAUUGCAGUAUGGCUAAAGUCCCCUGCAAAGUGUUAUAAAGUGCAUUAUAAGGUGCGUUAGAGGACACCAUCAACAUUAACAUUAAUUGCUCAAUAUUGCAUUUUUGCUUAAAGAGUAAGCAUGAUCUUUUCUUGUUUUAUAUAUUGUCCUUUAGUUUGUUGGUUCUGUUACGAUGCCAGAUGCACACAGAACUGGCUAAAUGUGAAGAGGCUGAAGAUCAACUGGAGUAUGCUGUCACACAUCUAAGAAAGGCACUUGAACUGGAUGACUCAGGACAGUAUGGUGAUAGAUUACGCACUGCCCUGACAAGGCUACAGUUAAGAGCCACUCUUUACAAAACUCCUGAAAGGCCUGAAGAUUUGGCUGCUAUGAUUAUAGAGCAGGUUAGAAUCCCGAGUUUUUGAUUAACAAAGAGCUGAGAUUUUAAUCGGGCUGACUCUCUUGUGUGGUUACGCACCUUCAAGAUUUCAAUCAGUGCAGUUUUCUUGUCGUACUUUUAUGUUGCGAAAGAUUUAGAGAAUUUUCAACAGAAAGCAUGAGAAAGCAUUGAAAUUAAGAAAACAUCAAUAGUAACAUCAUAUACGACAUACUGUUUUAAUUCAAAUGAGUGGUGAAUCAAUCAGUCAAUCUACUAAAAAAUUAUUCCACGAGCGCGCGUUGGAUAUGAGAUGAUAGUUCGGGUGGAAUAAUUGUUUUAUCGAAAACGCUCCAAAUUAUAGAUAAAUCGUCCCAACAUUAUUUUACGGAAUGUUACAAUGUACAAAAACACUUCCGGUUUAACUUGUCUUCAUGCGCGAUAGUAUAAUGGCUUAUAACCCAUGAGGCCAUGUUGUAUGAUAAGCUGAAUCAUUCACGCCUUAUGAUUGGUUCUUACUUUGUGAUCUGUUGGAGAACAGACGCAUAGAUGACGUCACCAUUAACAAUAUUUUGUUAAUUUUGCUUUUCUAUCGUAUAAAAAAAUACAGUUUCCAUAUUGCCGCGAGUCCGUUCAGUAAUAGAUCACGGAAGACGGUAAUAUGUGGUGGGAACAUCAGUGACACAAUUGAGAGCGUCUCGUGCGAUUCUUUGUUCUUACAACAUUUUGAUGUCAUCUUUGAUCUAUUACUGAACGGACGCACGGCAACAUGGAAUCUAUUUGUUAAGCUGAUGAACCCUUUACACCCUAGCAUCAGUAUGCAUAUUCUCCUUACUGUCCUCUGUAUAUUUCCUGAUGUACCGAAAAGGAGAAUUUGUUUCACAGUCAAGAGCUUCUCUAGUUGGUGAUUAUUUCCUGUAUUCUCUCGACCAUAACCUGUGAUUUUGUCGAGAUAUUGUAAGGAGUUAGAUGCUUGUCACUCUUAGGGGUCAAGGAUUCAAAGGUCUUUAAUAUUUGCUUACUUCUCUACAAAAACUGUAAGAAAUGCGAUUGUGUAAUAGUCAUGCAAAACUUCUAAUUUAGAGGUCCGGUUUUGAGCCCUGGCUUGGAAAUCUUAGGCGCUACAUUUUGUUAUAAUGAAAUCCACAAUAAUAACAUUGCUGCCAACUUACAGGCGAGGGCUAGUGAUGACUCCAGCACAGUUCGUAUGAAGAGAGCUUCCUUAGUGAAGGCAGGGGAGGCGUUGUCACCGGAUGCCUUCAUGCAUGUGCUUGACAGUGAGAGUAAUACAAAGGACCCAUCUACUGGGAAAGGUCCACCUACUGCAUUAGGAAGACUGGCUGGAAGAGCGAAGCAGUUUGAGAAGGGAGUCAGCAAGGCUGCUGGUCAUUUGAAGAGGCUGGGAGAUGAAAGCGAUCAAGAAAGGUGAAGGAAAAAAUACACAAACACAUGUGUUACUGACAUUUGCAGUGCUUAAGCUACGACAUCUACUAAGAGAUUGUAAUCUCUUGCAACCACAAAUUUCAAUGUGAGAGUAAGUGUAAGUGUUAGGUGAACCAAAAGAGGAUGAAACAACAGAUUGCUCGGCCAAAAAUUGAUAAAAGUUCUUUUUGUUCCACUAGAGUUCGUAUUUGGGCAGAUUUAGCCAAGACUGCGCGUAAACAACAGGUUUGGGAUGUUGCCCGCGUUGCUGCUAGAUUCUGCCUUCUUUAUGACGACAAUCGUUGGUCGAAGAGACAAUGUACCAGCACAUCAGAGAAAAAUGGUGAAGGUAACACUGAGAGAGAUGAUCCAACAGGGAGUAAGUCGCCGUUACCAGGCGAAGUUGGCGGCAGACUUGAUGCAACAGGAAUGAAACUGUUGUAUCCCGAGGGCAUGACGGCAUUUACUGUGGAACAGGAUUUGUUGAGAACGCUGGCUGAAGUUCGUUUUAUUUUUGCUGAGGUUCGUAAACUGAAGUUGAUAGAAGACGAGAGUUAUCUAAGAUCAGAACCUGACUUUUGGAAGAAUGGUUUUUGAGCCACUGUGGAGAUCUUAGUAACGAAGGCGGUUCUGAUCAUAAUAAAUGAUCAAAUGUUAUCAGUUUAAUUCUUUAACUCUCAAGAUCGUAUCGUUAAUUUUCCCCCAAAGCUGGUACAUAUUUCCUAGUUUCGAGGAUUUGGUUUUAGAUGAAGAUAACAACUGCUAUCUAAAUUGGUGGAUAAUUUAUGGAUAUUAUACGGAAAAAUUACAUGUUGAUAACUUCUGGGAGUUGAAGGGUCGAGUAGAAAAAUCAAGUGUGUUCUACUGAGUCAUUUCUAGAUUUUAUUUGACUAAACUUUAGCAGCAGAACUAAAUCACACAACGUUUAUCUUCAUGAGACAGAAUUUAUGAGGCCUUUUUACGGGUACUAUUCGUACGCAGCAUGACAAUUUAGUCCAAUAUUUCCAUGUACGGAAUUCUUUUUGUUUAAAUAAAUUCUUGCUUAGGCUUUUUUCUUCUGAUGAAGUAAGUGGAAGUUUAACAGAUGAAUGCUACACCACAACCCUGGAUUAUCAUUGUGGGUUAAUUAUUUAGCGUACUUUUCCCCUCGCAUUACGUUUUUUUUUUUUUUGUAUCAUGGUGACCCCUAACCCCCCCCUUUAUAAUGGUCCCUUCCCUACAGGCUUUGGUACAGUUGCUAAGAACUGAAGGAGUCCAACUGGGUGACAAACCAGUGCCACCUGAGGAUACCAUCAAGCUGCGCCCCAAGCGAUACGGUGAUCAGCUCGUCAAUUUUGAUGAUAUGCCAGAAUGGGUCUCCUAUUGGUAAGCAACAUACAUGUAUCUCUUUUCAAAAUAGCAGCUUUAAAUUAAAAUUGGCGAUGUUAAAUCAUACGAAAAAUCUACACCCAUCUAGCGCUCAAUUUCAUUAUCUUUUUGUGAUCUUAAAAGAUCUCCCUUCUUUUCACGCUUCUUUCCUCGCGAGUGAUGCGCCUCGUGCAGUCGCGCUCGCUUCGCUUGUUCCUCCACGUGCCUGAUAAGCGCAUCUAAAGGACUCCUGUUCUGUCACUCUCUUUUGCAAACGUUAUUUGGGAUGUCGCGCAAUGCUCAUUCUGAGAGAGAGAGAGCAUUGCGUGACUUCUCAAAGAGCGGCUACGAUGUUCUUAUUGUGGUCAGUUUUGUCAAGAUUUAUGUUUCACAUAUUUUUCCCCCAUUCUGUUAGCAACUGGAUUUCGUCUUUGUCGAAUGAGGUGAUUUACAGUUUCCAGCGAGCCGCUGAAAUCGGCGUAGAGCUGAAAGAGUCAUGGCUUGUUUGCAAUUCAGCUGUGUACUUGUGGAACUAUGCAACCCACAUGCUGUCACAAGGCAGACACAAGGAAGUCAUUCCCAUAUUCUCGCCUGUGUUGGAAGCAGUGAAGCUUACCGGACAUGCAGGGUGAGAAUGUUUUCAUGAGGCUAUCGAUUGCAGUGAAACAGGUUCAACAUAUUUGGGAAAAGGAAGUUAAAUGAAAGAAAAGUUCUUUCACGCGGUUAAUGAAACGAUUUGGUAUCAAUACGAUACCAAAUGCAUAUUUUGACAAGGUGUCUCAACAUUGUUCCAACUGCCUGUGCGAGUGAGUAUUAAAAUACAGUAAAACUACUUCUGAGGAAGGUUUCAGCUCAAACUUUUCUUUUCAACAGUGAAACAAUAUUGUUGUGCCAAAUUUGUAAUGCCAUUGCUCAAGGUUACAUGCAGCCGUGGAUCCCAGCUCUUCCCACCCCUCCCACAGCAUCAGCCACACCCAGUAAAGACAAGAGUGAGAAGACUGAGAAAGUAAAGGGACGCCAGAGUGGGAAAGGAUCCAAGGGAGGACAAUCAAAAGGAUCACUACAGACAGUUACGAUCGAUCCUGAAGCUACACCCGAUCUGAAACAAGCAUUAGAUGUAAGGGAACUUUUCCAUAACAAUCUAGUACAUGUUGGAUGGGAUACGUGAAAAUUUCGUUCAUUUGAACGAGAGAUUGUUUCAAAGUAUGGCUGUAUAUUUCUAUUGUGGAACGUCAUUAAGACACUUAAAAGUCGCGAAGAUGAGGCUUUAAUCCUGUGGAGCGUCGAAGAUUUUCUUCUCUCUUGUUCAACCAGUCGUCGCGCCGCUUUCGUCGCGCUUUUGUUUAUGAAAUUGGAAAUUCGCAGUAAAAUCACUUCUUUGUAAGCGCUUUCUGUUGGAGUGCUUAGCCUUCUUGGAGGCGGGUUUCGCGUUAUUUGUGGGAAACUUUGUGGCCUAGUGGUCAACGCGCUGUGAUUUGGAGAGAGAAGUCCAAAUUUUUGCUUCUAGGAAUUGAAACAAAAAUGUUCAGUUGCUACUUGGCGCUGGCGUAGAUAAGUUAAUUUCGGGCCCUGUUACUUGUAAUACGAUUUCUUUAUUUUCGUUCUGCACUGUUCUUCAGGUGUUGGAGUAUGCAUUAAACACAACUAAUGGCCAAGAGCCAAAAAACCUAGUACCGAUCGGUGCUCGCCAUCCCUUAAUCACUUCCUGGGUCUUCUGUAAGCAGAUGUUGAAUCAGCAGAUGGCAAAGAAUCUUGGUCAUGAUGACGAGGUUAGGUUUUGCUACCGAGUACUAUUGCAGUUUUGAAAAAUCUUCCUCCCUCUCGUCUGCUUAAGUUAGUAAUUUCCUGUUCAAAUUUUAAUUUUUAGAAUCCCCACAGCCAGGGCCCGAUGUGCCGUGCACUGUGUGCAGUUGAGAUGCUGUCUCUACAGAACAAUGGCCUCCCAGAAUUCACUGGUACAUAUCCUACUCUUGCCGAGGUGAGUCGGUGAUUCAUGCUCUUUCAAGUGUUGUUACAACAAUAAGUUCCCUUGGAGAAGUUUCCCUUGAAAAUAAACGAAUGUUGUCAAAGAGUAGAUAUGCCAGUGUCCUUGACUUGGAAGGGAACUUAUCUGGGAAAUUGUGAAGGGUCUGUGGGAAAUUCUACUCCAGCUUGGUUUGGUUUACCAUUUCUCUUCGGCAGUAAAUACAAUGUAAAGCGAAAACGUUUUGUCUUGUUAUCAAGUACUCUCCAUGUGGAAUUGUUUAUUUGUUGCCACAAUAUCCAUCAAAUGGCGAUUGAAAGAAAUGUAGCCCAUGAAGUCUAUCAACCUGAAGUGCUACUCGAGAAUCAAUUCUUUAUUUCAUUAAAAUAAGUGACUUAGAUAACCCCUAAAACCCCAAUUAUCUGGUGCAACGGAGUCAAUUGCAGUCAAUAACAACAAAUUCUUCUUUCUCUUCAUCGCGAUUCUCUGAAGCAUAAAGCGUCCACAGUUCUCCACCACUACAUAUGAUCCUGAGCUUUGAGACCCAUUUCUUCCCAUCAUGCCCCUCUUUCUACUGGCUGACCACCUUCAGUUGUUUUGUUUUUUUAUCUUCCUCCCUUUCUUUUUCUUAUUAGAGUGGAGCUUCUGUAUUUCCGCUUGUUGAAUUGAACUAGCUUUUCUUUUCCUUCGGAAAUAUUCGCUUGAGAUGAUUCAACAACAACGAACGUACUAAAUCAUUGGCAAUUGAAUUGGGGUUUUUUUUUUACUGCAGACUGUGAAAAUGGUGGAUGGCUGCCAGUGGAGUGACGGUCUGGUAGAGUUACAGAUGUGGAGCAGGCUGUCGGUGUUGGCUUUCAAUGCUGACAAUCAUUCACAAGUGCUUCACUGUGGACAGAGGGCUGUGGAAUUUGCCGACAGUGAUAAAUGCCUAGCUAAGCGACAACCCAAGAAACCAGACAGGUGUGAGAACGAUCUUACUUCUCUCUCCGCUCUCUCUAACUGGAAACUCUCUUUUAGUGCUAAUCUAGCUAAUUUAGCCUCUGUCACUGGCAUGUUGAAAGUGUCCUGUUUGACCCUUUUCCAUCACUUUUCUGCGUGAUAGUCUUCUCUCUUUUCCUAUUUACCUUUCCAUCGUUGUAAAUUUUUUUUCACGCGUCAUUCCUUUUUAUCAUGAUUACCAUUCUGCUUGAAGUUUUUCUCAUAUUGAUAUGUAUGUUUAUUUGUCCUGUCAAUAAAAUCCUUAGAUCAUGUCUAAAUUCUAAAAGGUAGUUUCUACGCAUUUAGUAUACCCCACCAUUCUUUUAAACGCCCAUGGCAAUAUUAUGCAGAUUUUGUCCAUUAUAACGCUUGUAAAUUUUCUUUGCCUUUCUACACUCAAAGCAGGGAAGUGGUUGAAUCAUUUUUCUGGAGCCAAUGUGAUUUGGUUUUGCUUCAUAUCAAGUUCUUGUGUUUUGAUAGAAAUCGUAUUGUCAUACCCUGUCAUUUUAUGCCGCUUAAAAUGAUACCAUUCAAUUGAAUUGCAGCACAUUUCAGCACAAACUUGUGGUAGAGCAGGAGAUGUUGUAUUACGCUAGCGUUGUGAUGGGACAAAGCCUCAUGAAAAACAUGCAGGGAAAGAAUGAGAUAAGGAGAGACGCACUGGUCUGCUUUGUGAAUGCAUGCAGGUAAUACCCGUGCUUUUGUACUGUGUUAGCUCCGUAACGUACGAUUCACCCAGUUAGAAUAAUAUACGACUGAGUGUAGACUGUAAACUGGGAUUGCACUGAUUCCUCUUAAGUUUGCUCUGUUAUGGUACAGAAAAAAGCUCGCCACUCUCUAAGCCUGUCAGAUGAGACUGAAACCAAUCACGACUUAGUUUACCCGCGUUUUCCUGCGCUUCGGGCAGGUUGCUUGUUUUACUAAACUUUGAAUUCUCUUUGGAUCUUAAGGGUACAAAUGAAGUUGCUGUUGUUGUUUUUGUUGUUAGGGUAUUUUCCAUUUUCUUCUGAUCAGCUAAUGUAAUUUCUCUGGUAUCGGUUUCACGACAGUCAAUCAAACAGCGAUCUUAACCCUUUUACUCCCAAGAUCACAUAAGUAAUCCUCCUUUUUGUCUGCCAUACAAUCUUAUGUUAGCUCGGAGAAUUUUGGUAUCGGAUCAUCUAACAAUCCCCUUAUUGAUAUUUUUCUUUUUCUCAUUACCUGUCUGCUUGAUAUUCUAAUAUAUUGUAGAGAGAAAUACUGUUUCGGUCACCGAUGGCAGUUAAAGGGUUAAUGCCGCAGAUGAAAAACAAAAUUACCAAUUGAAUGAAUGCCACCCUCGCAUAGAAGCUGCACCUAAGGGCGUGUAUUCCAGCAUCAGAGAUUUUUGAUUGAGUGUGGUUAGCUACAUCAUCCGUGAUGCAUAUAUCGCAAUCUAACCAAGUACGAUUCUCAGCGAAAAAAGCGAAACGUUUGAAAUUGAAACAUGUUUCUGUUCGCAUAAUAUUUUCCAGAGAUUUGCCGUAGUUGUCGUCAAUGAUUUCAGAAAUAUGAUUUUGAAAUCACCGCUGCUCUCGAAUAUAAGCCGCCUUAUAAAGGCAAAAGUAAGGGUACAUAUGAAUGUUGUGCCGCGUAGCACUGGGAACACAAAUGGUGAAACAGAGAAUUAACUCUGAAGUGUAAAUUAAAGUGCUAUUUAAACCCAUGAAUAACCCACAGAGCGUUAGCCCUAAUAAAGGGAAACAGGGAACCACACGAGGCAAAGAAAAAAUCUUUUGACCUCGGUGGGAAUCGAACCCACGACCUCCGGAUUAGAUCUACCGUUACUCUGCCGACUGAGCUACGAGGUCGCACAGAGAAAGUCGGGGACGAUUUAGGAUGGUAAAUCGCGGCGAAGAGAAAAAAUGUUCGAUUCCCACCGAGGUCAAAAGAUUUUUUCUUUGCCUCGUGUGGUUCCCUGUUUCCCUUUAUUAGGGCUAACGCCCUGUGGGUUAUUCAUGGGUUUAAAUAUCACUUUAAUUUACACUUCAGAGUUAAUUCUCUGUUUCACCAUUUGUGUUCCCAGUGCUACGCGGCACAACAUUCAUAUGUACCCUUACUUUCUCUUCGCCGCGAUUUACCAUCCUAAAUCGUCCCCGACUUUCUCUGUGCGACCUCGUAGCUCAGUCGGCAGAGUAACGGUAGAUCUAAUCCGGAGGUCGUGGGUUCGAUUCCCACCGAGGUCAAAAGAUUUUUUCUUUGCCUCGUGUGGUUCCCUGUUUCCCUUUAUUAGGGCUAACGCCCUGUGGGUUAUUCAUGGGUUUAAAUAGCACUUUAAUUUACACUUCAGAGUUAAUUCUCUGUUUCACCAUUUAUAAAGGCAAAAGCUUUGUACUUCAAGUAGGUAAAUGUAAGUUAAUGCGGCGUUAAUGACUCCGCCUGAGGUUAAACACAAAACCUACUUCUUUGCGCACGAUUUCUCUGUGUCACAUCUUAGGUUUGGGCAAAAAGCUGGAAACUACGAUUUAGUGAUUGCUGCUGCCCGUCAUUACUGGAAUGCUAUUAAGCCAUUCAUUGUGGAGCCCAUCGAACGAGAGCUUCUCAAAGAGCCCAUGGAAGCUGUUUUGGAGUGUAUCGCUGCAGUUGCUGCCAAUGAAGUAGGAAAAGAGGAUGACGUAAGUCGGCUGUCGAAUAACACUGAUUGAUUUUUUUUCCUUUUAAAUACUUUACCUCAGCGUACUGCUGAAAAUAUUCAUUAGAGCACAAAACAUUUGUAAGUUCGUACCGUGUCGAACAUUUCACUUUACGUGGUGAGCUGAUUUAUAAACGCAAUUUGAUUGGUUCUCACUUAUGAUUUAUUGGAGGACAGACGAAUAGAUGACGUCACUAUUAACAGCACUUUUGCUCUUUUAUUGUAUUAAAUAAAUAUAUGUCAUUUGCCUUGAGUCUGUUUAACAAGAGAUCACAGAAGACAUUAAAAUGUGGUAAGAACAUCAAUGACACACUCGGCUGCUCCUCGUAUGCGACUCUUUUGUUUUCACCAUAUUUUGACGUCAUCCGCGAUCUUUUACGAAACAGACACACGGCAACAUGAAAUCUAUUUGUUAAUUAAUUACUUGAGAUUUUAUGGCGUAAAUUCAGUCGAACCUCUGAUAACAAAGAGCCACGAACGCACACACUCAGUCAAAGUCCAUGCUACACACAAAUCCUACGGGCCGGCUCUUUAUUAGUCUAAUCCAAUCCGCUUGUUUUUUUUUUUUUUUUUUGGUUCAACAUACAGUAGACCUCAGCGCACUAACACCAAUCGUAUGAAACUGCAUAGAGUAGAGCUUCCAGAUAAUUGUAGGGUUUUCCUGCCUCUAAUUUUCUCUAAAUAGUUUAAACUAGAAACCGUGUCUAUUGUUCAUCCCAUUAGGAUGAAGAUGAAGAAACAGAAUCAUCAUCCCCAGAAAAGAAACCCACGAAGAAACCUGUUAGUAGCAAGAUCGAGAAAGAGAAGAAAACUAAAGAUAAAACUGGGGGAGAUAAAAAGAAGGAAAAGGACAAAGACAAAGAUAAAGGCAAACCUGGUAUUUAUAACGAUAUGUUUGAACACCGCCGUACCCUGUUAACCCUCUAACUCCCAAGAUCUCAUCAGUAAUUCUCCUUACUGUUUGCCAUACAAUUCUUAUGAUGUCAAUUUGGAGAAUUUGGUGUUGGAUCAACUAAUAAUCCCCUAAUUGGCAUUUUACUUUAUUCUCAUCACUUCUAUGCUUGAUAUUGUAUUGAUGUUGUAUGGAGAAAUUCUAUCUUGGUCACUCAUGGGAGGUAAAAGGUUAAAAUGGAUUGAACAAAAGUGAGUGAUAAGUCUUAAAAAUCUCUCUCUGAGGUGUAUGCGCUUUCCGCAGAUAGAUCAAAUGAGAGUGUGUUUGCAUGUAUCUGGUUUCUUUGUGAGUCCCAGAGACGCUAAACGGAAUAUGAGAAGUAGAUAGAAUUUCCCGGUGGCACAGGCUUUUUGUGUAUUGUUUUCGAUAACAGAAUUAGGUACCAAAGAUUCUAUAAGAAAUCCGUGUUUUUACAACUACCCAUCCAGAGGGAUGAGCAAAUUCUUUCAGUUGGUACCUGAUGUUAUCUUCAUGGACUAAAUUUGACUGUCGCUAACGAUAAGUAUACUAUUCUUCUUUGAAGGAGACAAAACUGGAAGUAAAGGAGUUAAGACUGAGAAACAAGAUUCAAAAGAGAGCAAGUUGGGUGUAGAACAGGAGGAAAAACCUCCAGCGAUACCAAGCGCUUAUGAUGAGGAUCUGAUGCUACGUGCUGCCAUGUACGGGGUGUUGUUUCAGGCUUAUGCCGACAAGGUGAAGGGGGACUAUACUCUCUUACUUUUUCUUAGUUAUUUUUUCGUCGAUAAAAUCCUUUUUAUCUAUUCAAAUAGAAUGCGACAAAUGAAGGAAUGGCUGUACAACUUAGGUUUAACUCUCAGAAGUGAAUUCCAUGCAACUUCUUCCCAUGGUAUUCAGCCAUUAUUCAGCAAACGGAUGAGGAGCAUUUUCAAGCUUAUCAAGUAGAAAUUGUUAUCUUGAUCUGACACCAAAUUCUCUUAACUAAUUUAAAUAGAAGUGUGUGGCAACAAGAGGAGAGAAUUGACCAUCAGAUUUUAGGAUAUAAAUGGGUAUAGCCUUUCUUGGGAGUGUAUAGCGAUCGUGAAUGUUCGUGUCUGCGAUGAAGUCAUUUAACUCUUCUAACUACCCUCCACGCAAUAUUAGAUCAGGCUGGAAUGUUGUUCCAGGGUUGCGGGGGGUAAAGCAAAACAUUUUGUGAGGGAGGAGAGGUGCGGAAGGCGUUGACCAUCCAUACUGAGUAAGGAAUGAGGUCCGGAAAUGUUUCUCGAGUAAGGCGUUUUGUGCCUGUUGGACAUGCAGUACCACUCAGGUAUAUUGCAGCACCUACACGCGUGCCAAGCGCGUGUAAUACGUUGGAAUAAUGCGUGUGGUUUCCCGCGUGCAACUGUUACAUUAUACGCAUAUGCAAUGGUUUUAGACGUAAAUACGUGUAUUUUGGUUCGCCUUGUCAUUCACAAACAUAGAGUAAUGUCUCUCCCUUCAUAUUUUUGCUACUGUCUUUCUGUGCGUCGACCACUGCACCCUUGACUUUCUCUUUCCGUUGGCGAAUGGUGUCACACAUUUAGAGUGAGAAGAAAUGAUUAACUUGCUUUUUAAGUUUCUUAUCGUUUUGCGUUCUCAAGGGUGAGUGGGAGCAGGGAUUACGAGCCAUGGAUCAAGCUGUCAAGGACAUGCCGAGAACUUCUCACAGACUGUAAGUCUUAAGCAAGGUUGUUGACGUUGGAAGAGCAGGAAUAAAUCAGUAAGAAUUAAUAUGUGCGUUGGAAAAGAAUUGUAUCUCUUGCUUGUUUCUUUUAGGUUGAUCUUUAAACAUCGAGUCAUCACAAAAGCAAAGCUUGGACGAAAUGUUGUUUUUGAUAUGGGAAAAUUCAAGGUAAAACGCAUUUCAAGAUUCAUUUUAGUUGAAGUUUUUCUCCUCACAAAUGUUCUCAGAUGUGCUUUGAGUGAGGUGAUAUAGGUAUUGACAUUUACCACAGAAAAUAACGUGACCUUAUUUGACUGAUUUAAAUAUAGAGAAGGAAGUUAGAGCUUGAUUCGCAAUUAAGACGACUCUGAUUUCCAAGGGAAGCAGUUUCUGCCGUCAUAUAUCGUGAAGAAUAAUGUUCUAUAUCCUUUUGUUGUGCAGAAUGAAAAAGAAGAUGCAAUUGCAGCCAUGUGGCGACAUGUGGCACUGAAUUCCAAGGCUCCAGAGGAUCAACUGUCUGCUUACCAAAAUGCUAUCGAAGCUCUUGAGGUAUGUCAGUAUUGCACAAGUGUUAAGGCUGCGUUUUCUUUUAGUGAUAUUUCUCUAACUCGCCCAGGGGAGAGAUAAUUUUUCUUUUAUAUAAAGCGAGGAAAAGUCAUGUUUCUAAGAGUUGUAAUGGUUAUUAAAAAAGUUGCCGUUAAACUUGUAUGUUCAAGAUUCGUUAGAAGAAAUGGGAAAAAAAACCAGAGGGAAUAAAGAAAUAUUUGCCGGUUAGCGCUAUUUUGUAACGUAAUACGUAAUGAGAUGGCGCUGUUAUCAUUUUCUAGCGUAACAAUCAAUCCUGAAAGAAAUGGAGAGCUAUUAACGUCACAAUCAAUACAAAGCAAUGUGCGAGAGUCGCUAACGCAACAGUCAAACACGAAACAGUGCGCACGAGGCAGAAACGUAGUAAUCAAACACAAUACAGAAUGCACGAGUCACUAACACUCAAACACGAAACGUAGUGUGAGUCACUCUCUUAACAAUCAAACACGAAACAGCGCGCACGAGUCAGAAACGUAAUGAUCAGACAGAAAACAGAGUGCACGAGUCACCAACUAACAGUCAAACACAAAACAGAGUGCGCGAGUCACUUACGUAACAAUCAAACACAAAACAGAGAGCGCAAGUCACUUACGUAACAAUCAAACACAUAACAGAGAGCGCGAGUCACGAACGUAACAAUCAAACACAAAACAGAGUGUGCGAGUCACUCAUUUAACUAUCAAACACAAAACAGAGAGCGCGAGUCACUUACUUAACUAUCAAACACAAAACAGAGUGGGCGAGUCAAUAACGUUACAAUCAAACACAAAACAGAGAGCGCGAGUCACCAACGUUACAAUCAAACACAAAACAGAGAGCGCGAGUCACUUACUUAACUAUCAAACACAAAACAGAGUGCCCAAGUCACCAACGUUACAAUCAAACACAAAACAGAGAGCGCGAGUCACUUACGUAACAAUCAAACACAAAACUAAGUGCGCGAGUCACCAACUAACAAUCAAACACAAAACAGAGAGCGCUAGUCACUUAUGUAACAAUCAAACACCAAACGGAGAGUGCGAGUCACUUACGUAACAAUCAAACACAAAACAAAGUGCGCGAGUCACUUACUUAACUAUCAAACACAGAACAGAGUGCGCGAGUCACUUACGUAACAAUCAAACACAAAACAAUGUGCGCGAGUCACUUACUUAACUAUCAAACACAGAACAGAGUGCGCGAGUCACUAACGUAACAAUCAAACACAAAACAGAAAGCGCGAGUCAUUUACGUAACAAUCAAACACAAAACACAGUGCGCAAGUCACCAAAGUUACAAUCAAACACAAAACAGAGUGCGUGAGUUACUUACAUAACAAUCAAACACAAAACAGAGUGCGCGAGUUACUUACGUAACAAUCAAACACAAAACAGAGUGUGCGAGUCACAUACUUAACUAUCAAACACAGAACAGAGUGUGCGAGUCACUAACGAUACAAUCAAACACAAAACAGAGUGUGCGAGUCACAUACUUAACUAUCAAACACAGAACAGAGUGCGCGAGUCACUAACGUAACAAUCAAACACAAAACAGAGAGCGCGAGUCAUUUACGUAACAAUCAAACACAAAACACAGUGCGCAAGUCACCAAAGUUACAAUCAAACACAAAACACAGUGCGCGAGUCACCAACUAACAAUCAAACACAAAACAGAGUGCGUGAGUUACUUACAUAACAAUCAAACACAGAACAGAGUGCGCGAGUCACUAACGUUACAAUCAAACACAAAACAGAGUGUGCGAGUUACAUACGUAACUAUCAAACACCGAACAGAGUGUGCGAGUCACUAACGUUACAAUCAAACACAAAACAGAGUUUGCGAGUCACAUACUUAACUAUCAAACACAGAACAGAGUGCGCGAGUCACUAACGUAACAAUCAAACACAAAACAGAGAGCGCGAGUCAUUUACGUAACAAUCAAACACAAAACACAGUGCGCAAGUCACCAAAGUUACAAUCAAACACAAAACACAGAGCGCGAGUCACCAACUAACAAUCAAACACAAAACAGAGUGCGUGAGUUACUUACAUAACAAUCAAACACAGAACAGAGUGCGCGAGUCACUAACGUUACAAUCAAACACAAAACAGAGAGCGCGAGUCACUAACGUAACAAUCAAACACAAAACAGAGUGUUGCGAGUCACUAACGUAACAAUCAAACACAGAACAGAGUGCGCGAGUCACUAACGUAACAGUCAAACACAAAACAGAGUGUGCGAGUCACAUACUUAACAAUCAAACUAAAACAGAGUGCGCAAGACACUAACGUAACAAUCAAACACAAAACAGAGUGCGCAAGACACUAACGUAACAAUCAAACAGAACAGAGUGCGCGAGUCACUAACGUAACAGUCAAACACAAAACAGAGUGUGCGAGUCACAUACUUAACAAUCAAACUAAAACAGAGUGCGCAAGACACUAACGUAUCAAUCGAACACAAAACAGAGUGCGAGAGACACUAACGUAACAAUCAAACACAAAACAGAGUGCAGGUGACACUAACGUAACAAUCAAACACAAAGCAGAGUGUGCGAGUCAUUAACCCAACAAUCAAACACGAAACGGAGUGCACGAGUCACUAACAAAACAGAGAGCGCGAGUCACUAACGUAACAAUCAAACACAAAACAGAGUGUUGCGAGUCACUAACGUAACAAUCAAACACAGAACAGAGUGCGCGAGUCACUAACGUAACAAUCAAACUCAAAACAGAGUGUGCGAGUCACUAACGUAACAAUCAAACACAAAACAGAGUGUUGCGAGUCACUAACGUAACAAUCAAACACAGAACAGAGUGCGCGAGUCACUAACGUAACAAUCAAACACAAAACAGAGUGUGCGAGUCACAUACUUAACUAUCAAACACAGAACAGAGUGCGCGAGUCACUAACGUUACAAUCAAACACAAAACAGAGUGUUGCGAGUCACUUACGUAACAAUCAAACACAAAACAGAGUGCGCGAAACACCAACGUUACAAUCAAACACAAAACAGAGAGCGCGAGUCACUAACUAACAAUCAAACACAAUAGAGAGUGUGCGAGUCACUUACGUAGCAAUCAAACACAAAAAAGAGUACGCGAGUCACAAACGGUACAAUUAAAUACAAAACAGAGUGCGCGAAACACCAACGUUACAAUCAAACGCAAAACAGAGUGCGCGAGUCACUAAUGUAACAAUCAAACAAAACAGAGAGCGCGAGUCACUAACUAACAAUCAAACACAAAACAGAGUGUGCGAGUCACUAACGUAACAAUCAAACACAAAAAAGAGUACGCGAGUCACAAACGGUACAAUUAAAUACAAACACAAACAGAGUGCGCGAGACACUAGCGUAACAAUCAACCACAAAAUAGAGCGCGCGAGUCACUAACGGUACCAUCAAAUAAAAACAGAGCGGACGAGACACUAACGUAACAAUCAAACACAAAACAGAGUGUAGGAGACAUAACGUAACCAUCAACUACAAAAUAGAGCGCGCGAGUCACAAACGUUACAAUCAAAUACAAAACAGAUUGCACGAGACACUAACCUAACAAUCAAACACAAAACAGAGUGCACUAGACACUAACGUAACAAUCAAACACAAAACAGAGUGCGCGAGACACUAACGUGACAAUCAAACACAAAACAGAAUGCACGAGAUACUAACGUAACAAUCAAACUAAAACAGAGUGCGCAAGACACUAACGUAUCAAUCGAACACAAAACAGAGUGCGAGAGACACUAACGUAACAAUCAAACACAAAACAGAGUGCAGGUGACACUAACGUAACAAUCAAACACAAAGCAGAGUGUGCGAGUCAUUAACCCAACAAUCAAACACGAAACGGAGUGCACGAGUCACUAACUAACAAUCAAAUGCCCAACAGAGUGUGCGAGUUACUAACGUAACAAUUAAACACAAAACAGAGUGCGCGAAUAACUUACAUAACAAUCAAAUACAACGCACACUGUUCGAGUUACCAACGUAACAAUGAAAUAUAAAACAAAUUGUGCGAGACGUGCGUGAGUCAAUAUCACAAUAAUCGCGAGUCACUGUCCACAUGAUACCAAAGUUUAUAGAGAACCUGACGGACGAUAAACGUGGUUCUCUCCCUUACAUCACCCAACGUAAGUGCGACAUACUUGAAUUGGCUCCAAUUCACCUCUGAGAGGAUAGAGCUUUACCGUAGCCAGUGCAUAACCAUAUAGUAUAUGUUUUCUCUUUAAUACAGAAUCCAGAGAGUGACUGGCAAAAGGUAGAUUACUUGAUGGAAUUUGGAGAAUGGCUAUUUGUCAAUGAGUAUCCGGUGGAGGACGCUUUGGAUCAGGUAGCUCAACUUUUUCUUUUCAUUUCCGCGUUCAUGUUUGCCAUCGUUUCGUUCAAUUUUUUUCUUCUUUUUUUCAGUUCCUUUGGGCAUCUGAUAUUCUGCUGAACAAAACCUCAAAUAUAGAAAACAAGCAAGGUAAAGAGUGAUAUGAGCUGUAUGACUACUAAUGCGAUGUAUUAUUAGAGAGCUCUUUGCGCGAGAGUCAGAAAACCAAAACCAAGGUUAUCAAAGCUACCAAUCUUAAAAAAAGGGUAGAUAUCACUAGAGCCAACCUAGGCGCGGUGAAUGCGAGUGACCAAGCGGUGAUCAAUUGUACUUUUGCAUCUGAUUGGUGAGGAAGGAGGUGCGAUUAUUUCUAGAAUAAUCACCCGGCUUCAUGACAUUAAACCACGGCAAUCGGAUUUUCCUCGAUACUUGAUUUGAAAAUUGCUCUUUGCAUACAUUGUCGUGUACAUUUUUUUUAUUUUAUCUCCUAUCUUUCACCACAAUUCGGGACAAAGAAUGACAACAUUGAAUUGGUUUGAGGCUUUUUAAAACAUAGACAAAUUAAUUAUGAACUGUAAAACAUGGUAAAUUGUCAGCAGUGAAAGGAAUAGUGCGAUAAAAGCUUCUCUUCACAGCGAAAGUACAGAGACCGCGAAGUCAUAAGAGCGUUUUACUUUGUUCUGUAACCUAAUAAGAGUGAUAUACGUUUGCACACGCAACAAGGAGGAAAGAUGAGAGACCUGGUCGUGAUUGGCUUUAGUAUUGCGUCUGAUUGGGUUAGGGCGAGUUUUCUUGACCAAACACAGACCGCUGUGGAGCAAAACCAAAGCAACCGCGGGUUAUUUUUGAAGCUUAGUGGAAAAAGGGCUCUACUCCUGAGAGACAGGAUUCUUCGAGUCUUUAAGUAUCUUGAGAGGGAUAGCACUUGUGUAUGACCUGCAGUGCACAGGAAUAUAGAUAUCAUGGUCUGAUCUUUUCUUGAAUGUAUAUAUCAUUUACCUGGCUGUCUAAUAUUUCAGAUGAUCACAAUGAUGUAAGGAGUGAGAGCGGGAGCGAGAUAGAUGCGUCUAAAUAUGUACCAGGGGAGCACCGCUCAGUCAUAGGUGUGCGCCCCUCAGAAGUCACCGUGCAGGUACAAGACAUCAUUGACAUCAGACAGCUGGAGACGUUGAUGCGUCUUCAUGUUAUGCUGGCCCAAGUCGCUGGAAACUCGUCUCCACACUCUAGGGACUAUGUGCUGUUAGCUUACGCCUUCCUCCACAGGAUAUGGCAGGUAAAACAAAAUUAGCUUUUAACAAUAAUGUAAUGUGUCGGUGGAGAGCAAGAGAACCAAAAUCUCGUCAUUAGAAAACGCGGGUCACAGUGGCAACUAAGCCACAGACCAUCAACUCUAGAAGAAGAGUGUGUGAAAUAAUAAAUUAAAAAAUAUAAUAAUAUCGUGGGAGAUAAGGCGGAGUAUAAAGCGUGCUAUCCUUCCUGAAACCCCUGGCCUCGCGGUAGGCGUAAUUUUUAUGGGAUUCGAGCGAGCGGAGACAAUAAAACCCUUUUGGUUUCCCAAAAGCUUGUGUCCCCUCGUUGGGAAAACGCAGAAAAUUUACUCUUUUCAGAAAAGCCAUGAAAUUCUGUACAUGAUACAGUGGUAACUUUCAUGAGCGGACACGCUCAGAAGAAGAGCCCUGUCCGCUAGCGAUGGUGUCCUUAAGAGGGCAGCUACUUUACCAUUAAAACUGCUGGAUUGGUUUGGUUUUAAGUGAGCUGGCUAUGCCUUGUGACUUUGCCUUGUCGUAUAUGAUGGUGAAAAUCAUAUCUUGUGUUUAGGUUUCAAUCUCUUCAGCUGAGCGAAUACAGAAGGAAGGAGGAAAACCGGGGGAGAUAGCUCAAUCUAAAAAGGGCAAAGACAAAGGGAAGGAAGCUAAAGAGGUCCGUACAUCGCUGAACUCCGUUCAGUAUUUACGUAUGUCAUGUUGUGGUGAAUGGUUAGAUCCCAGGAUUAACAGUGAUUGUUAGGUCUGUGACAGCGAAAUACUUAUCGACAACCUUAGCGGUAAUCAUCGUGGAGUUCAAUUGAGGAGUUGUUGGUUAGUCAUGAUUUUAAAUCUGAACAGUUUAUGAAAACUGACUGAUAAGUUUCGCCGUCGUGUCAUCGGCCGUAACCAGUUUCCCAGAGUUAGCUGUUGAAAGCAGGUGUACAAAAGCCGUGUUUGUUACACUGAUUAUGCUCUUACAUGAUGUAAAACAUGUAAAUGGCCGAUGAGAACAAAUAUUUUUAUGUAAGUAGCCUAAGCCAUAAAUAUUUGAUAGAUAACCGUUGACUUUUUUUGUUUCACUCUUUGUUAGUCUCAAACAAAAGUGGAUAAAUCGACAGUGAAGACAUUAUUUCCAAGCACAAUAGAAGGAUGGGCUACUUUUGAACUUUCGGAAAAGGUAAAUGGAACCUUUUUGCUCUCGAAUGCAUCUGAAGUGCUCACAUGUUUUCGCGAAAUGAUUUUAUCCUUAAGCGUCUUGAUCACACUGUUUCAAUGAUAGUCUUAAAACUCUCCGAUUUUUGAAAAGUUUUCAUCAUAAUUUGUUGCAUUUUCUCUCUGGCUCGUAGCUUCAGGAAUAUUUCAAGUGUGACAUCACAGGGACAAUGAUUAAUAAAGCAACCUUCUUGAAGCCGGUAAGCGUUAGAAACAGAGUUAGAAGUCAGUUUCGUUUUCAGUGUAAAGGCUACAAUAAAUGCGGCCCCGGAAAUACGAAAAAGAAAAUUUUAGGCCGCUUUGAUGGAAAAUAAUUUUUGUCUCAGACUCCAUCUUCUACCGUUUUCAAGAUCGCUCCUCGGCAAAUGAUGAAAUUUGUUUUACAAGGUUUAAGUGACUCUCUCCACUGACUGGUCUCUUUUCACUUCCCGUAAUUUCUCUUGAGAAAUAUCUAUGAUAAGUUUUCCACUUUGAAGUCAGAGUGAAAAUGUGUCUGAUGGAUCAAAGAAUCCACGAUUAAGAAUAGUAACAGCCAUUUCUCUUUGCAAUUCUAGUGGGUGUCGCUUUGUAAUAACUACUGCUGUUGUUUUUAUUAUUAUUAUUAUUAUUAUUUAAUAGAUAUUUCAUUGCAGUGUUAUUUUCCUUUUCAGAUGCUGAGUCUGUACUACAUGCAAGCGUUGUUCCGUGAUCUACGUGACCUGGGAUAUCACCAGUUAGCGCUACCUGUUGUUGCCAUGCAACAGCUCAUAGCGGACUUGGUAUUUGACAAUAGCCAGUUAAAAAAACUUGUUCAUCUCAGGUAAAAAUUCUCCUUAAGUCUCUGUGUUUUCAUUUCUUCUGUUAUUCCUCUCGCUACUCUGAAAAUUAAUUUGAUUUUCACAAUCUUCCUCUUCCUCCUUCUCCUUUACUAUCUUCUGAGCUUUGAGUCUCUGUUCCUGUUCGGCUGACCACCUCUAGUUGUUUUCGACCCUCCACGCGCGCAUAGUGAAAUACGUAAGAGGGCCAUUCUGAUCAAUCUGUUCCCUUUGUCUCUCACAGCAUUUUGAUCCUUUUCCACCUUUCCUAUAUGUUUUAAAUUGUCCCCUAGAAGUGCGAUAAAUCAAUAAAUCGCCAAAGAUAACGAGAAAGGGCUUUUGUAAAGUUGAUAGUGGCGUGGGCGUGGCUAGUUCUGAAGAGUAUUGUUGUUUGGAUAACUGAUUAACUUUUCAGCGACUUGAACGGAUUUCCCCAUUGGAAUUAGGUAAAGAGUUUGUCAGUCGAACGUCAGCAGCUUGUAGAAAGUAACUGUUCAGUUUUCAACCAAUCUUCUUCAUUUCUUGUGGGACAAUCGGCAACAAUUGCUCAGUUUGCCGUGAUUUUAUUGGCUGUUACAGUGAGAUAGUGUACUGUGGGGUUUACAGGUCAAAUGGCUCAACCGUUGAAGAAUAUUGAAAACAUCAGAGUCGAAGUGUCCAGAUUGAUAUCGCGCUCAUUACUCCCGCUUAGAGUUACAUAUCAGUAAAACAACGCUUUUGCUCCCAUGUCUCAAAGGAUUAGUUUACCGAAGUUCGCAGUAAACGCAGGCAAAAUUUCAAACAACGUUCCUUUUCUUCAAGCCACUUGGUUCACAUUUUUUAAUUAAUGUUGCUGUUUCAGGGUUAUGUAGCCGUCCAGUGAACUAAUUAAUUAUUUCUACUCUAGAGCCUUGGAAUUAUGUCAGGAGCUAAACCUACCCUCUGGCGUGGCCUAUCACGAGAAGUGUGCUGGCCGCAUGUUAUUGACAGAGCAAGAGCAAGCCAAGUGAGUCGAUUAAUACAUAGCUUUUUGGUUACGUUCUUUGACUUUCCUUUCUCCUAGAGAGAGGUCUGGAAAACAACUUAAUACUUCGAGGGUUUUGUGUGAGGUCAUAAUCACAGGGUGAUCAAUUACGAGGAAAGAGCAUUUAUUUAAUUAACAAUCAAUCAAUCAGUCAAUUAAUCUUUAUUUUUAAAUAUGCUUUAUGAACAGUCCACGUUAAAAUGCAAUUAAGUUAAAAAAUCUUCCACGUUGGGCUGCUUUCUGAUCUCUUGUUGCACAAAACCGUGAGACCCUAGAGGUGUAUGUGUUCUUACUAUGUACGCAAGAGUUUUGCCAGGAAAUCGCAGCCGGCAAAUAUUCGUUAACUCUCAAAAAUGGGAACACAAAGACCACCACUUUGAAGGCUUUUUCUUAAAAGGCUGAUAUUUUAUUCCGUUAUGGUUUCGAAGUCAUUUGCAUCCUUUUAUUGUUAGUAUCGUCACUUGUUUUGGUUUUCUCCAGAUCCCGAGAGGAAAUCGAGAUGUGGAAAGAAAAACAGCGCCAGGUGAAAGCCGAAGAAGAAAAAUCCAAAAACAACAAAAGUGUCAUGUCUGAAGCUAGGGCAUCAAAUCUAGUAAUCAGACCUCAGGCGCCCAGCGCAGCGGAUAUUGUUGAAGAGGAGUCGUGGAACAAACAUAAAUGGGUGAUAAGUGACGUGUGUUAUCGAGAAUUAUGGACUGAGCAGGCUGAAAUACUUAUCCGGCAGGUACAGCUGACCGAAUGGUUACUUUUUAAAUUGUGUCCAAUAAGCAUAUACAUACAGUUCUCCUCACGUUUCAAAUUUUUGUGGUUAUCUUUUCCAUUUAGGGUCAGUUUCUGCCGGCUCGACAGCUAUUAAGCGAAGCAAAUCUGUCAGCAAGGGUAAGUCCGUUCGGACAUCUUCAUGAAUCUCAGUCACAUUUCUUUGUACAGCAAAGGAAAUGUCAAAUAUGAAUCCGAAAAAAGUCGUCUUUUGUUCUUUAAAUGUACGACUCGAGCAUGCGUUUGGAGAACCUUUUGUGAUUGAAGGCCAGACUAUUACAUUAUAAAGUUGCAAACAAGACUUUGAGCGUGAAGCUCAACGAGUUUGGUUAUGGAUUAUGAAAGAUAUGUGAUGACUCUGGAAAAGUUUUCCUCCGGUUCAAAAUCUUGGUUUUAUUCGGAUUACCAGUCGUUCUUCCUUUUCAACUACAAUUUAAUAGAAUUUUUGAAAUAACAGAAUUAUUUAAUUCAGGGGGGUGGUUUCGUAUGAUUUUAUCAGUAAAAGCAGCGCAGGAUUUUUACGGGUGUUGAUUUGUUUGAUAAACUUGUCUCUUUCUUUCUUUCUUUUUUUGACGUUCAGGCGUUUGACGACAAGCGAACUCUUGCUAACAUUCUGGUGCAAUUAUCGGUUAUGGCUUUAGCAGAGUCAAACUGGGGACAAGCUACUUCACUCUUACUUGAAGCGCAGGUUCAUGUCGUUUAAAUUUGUUUAUUACGCCACCGAAUUUCACUCGUGAGCGAAAUAGAUCUCUGCAACUAAGCUGUGUUAAUGAGGUUAUCAUCUCAAGAUUCCUAAACAUGCCAUGAAAAACUUUUUCUUCUGAGUAGGAUCUGUAGUGGGAUGAACACCGGUAGCUGUGAUGGCAGCGUGUGGCUACGCUUCCAACCUUAGGCCUCAUAGACUACUCGUUAGGGAAACCAACCAACGUUUGAGUGGGAUGAGUCCACUCUUGCAGAAGUCUGCAAUCUCUGUUUAGACUGUCUGAAGUGGAUAAGCUAUGAAGAUCAGCUUGUUAAUAAUCGAAAUACGAUUUAAUCAAACCUUGAGGAGAAACACUUCACCAAAUCCGAUGGCUCAGAUUGUUACAAUAUUUUCGUGAUGUUGUAUGUGCCUGUGUUCUUCGUAGAAACUUCAUGGAGAUCAAAGAUUUUGGCUGGCGACUACGUUGCUGCUGUGUGAAGCCUCGUUAGCUAAAGUCGACAAGAAUUCCACCAUGUUAAACACGCCAGACCCUCCAGCUAAGGACAGGGUAAUCAUCUUUUCUUUCCUUUUCGUCAGGCUUUUCUGGGAGAAUGUUUUUCGAGACACUCUUACACAAUGACUGGGCACAAAUCAUACCAGAGGUUUAAGAGCUCCCUCCUUAAGGUGGUAACUUGUGGGGGGUCGCGACCUCAUUCAUUGUGUUGUGUUCUUGGGUAAGACACGUAACUUUCACACUGCCUCUCUUCGUAAGGGCUAUAACUGAGUAUCAGCGAAUUAACAGGAAAACCCAGGCUUGUCAUUUGAAGCCGGUUGUCAGACCAUUGUGCAAUUUGUGAAUUGUGAUCGAAGCCCAAUUAUUACAUUUUUUUUUAAGGGCGGGGGGAGGAGGGAAGAGAUAACAUGCGAUGGACUAAUACUCCAUCCAGGAGUGAAAGCAUUGCUCCCUGUGGCUUCUUGUUAAGAAACCGGGGUAAGCUCUUGUAACUAGGCAGGUUUAUCCCGUUUACAAACAUAACCCUGCGCUUUGGAUACAAAUUUAGAUACAUUCUGAAUGUAAGGCAUUGAUUAGAAACGGUUUAGGUCUCCACUUAUGCAAAUUACCUCUUUGUGAAGGUUACUUCGUAAAUCCCAAUCAUAGUGCCUCAUUUUUUCAGGCACGCAAUAUUUUGUUACGUGCAAGAAAUGUUUUUCGGGACUUGGCUGAAGACAACCCUAAUAAAGCCAAUAUGGCGGAAUACAUCGAAGCGGUCCUCGCAGCGAGGUAUGUACUGCAUCGGCUGAGAGCUGUUAGGGAGUACUUGCUGUAGACUGUGGAAUAAAGACAAAAGAAUCUUCAAUUGACAAAGCAAUGCUAAAUUACUAGACAUUUGACAAACAUCUCAAGGAAACAGGGACGCCGCUAAAUUAACAUACAUCACUUGCUAGGCGUACGGAAAGAAAGGCCCACGUCCAAGUCAAAAUUUUACAACCGAAAGGUUCGGUUGCAGACAACGGUUUUUUGCAUUACGAUCUAAGAGUCUUGGCUGUCGGUGGUGUUUCUUAUUUCCAUUCCCGGCACAAUUAACCUUUUCUCAGAUUGCUGGAGUAUUGUCGUCUCUUGGCAAUAUCUCAGUAAAUAACCCUUUCAGAGUUCUGAAAACUCAAAAAUUUAGAACUCGGCCAGAUGCUAAACCUGUCGUGGGAAAUUGAGUUUCAUUUGCCUAUAAAUAGAGAUCAUUUGCAGUGCAAACCCUCGCACUUCUUAUUUUAUCCCUAUGACUCCAAAGGGUGAUAAGCAUCUAAUUUCUCCUUACAAUAUCACCCUCGAACUACCAGCUAAAGCCACAAGAAUAAAGGAAAUGAUCACCAACGUAAGAAGCUCUUUAUUGACAGACAAAUUCUUACAGCCAGUACCUUAUAAAAUGUAUGAGAAACCUGCUCUACAUACAGCUAUCGCCACUAAGAUUCUGGUUUAUUCCGUCCUGUUUCCUCUGUACCAAAGAUCUGUUUGAUUUCUUAUGAAUGUGUUCAUUUCAGGCUGGGUACUUUACUGUCUGAUCACGCUGUCAAUGAUCCUCAUUUGAGAAAGCAAGAAUAUGCCCGCAAGGAUUUGAUUAUCGCCUGCAAGGUGGGUGAUCCACAUGCUAAUUCUCUAUUUACGUUGAUUUGUAAUUUCGUAAACAUUUUACUUCUUUUAAUAUGUAAUUUUCUUUAAUUGAGUUAUAUUUGUUUCUAUUUCUUUUCUACUGGUAUUAUUUAUCAGUGGUAAAUAACAGAAUGAUUAUAGUAAUAAUUUGUUUGUAAAUCAGUCAAUUUAAAAAGCCCUCAAUAAGUCCAUUCUUUUUAUCAAAAGAUAUUUUUUUAUCCUUAUGUUUUUAUAAAGGAUAUUGGUUUCACUCUCGAAUUUAGAAGAAACCUAAGAUGAAAAAAAUAUGACUCUUGUGUUGUCUUUCUCUGAUCACAGCAUCUGUCCCGUGCGGCGGAAAAACUUAGCACAUUGGGUCGCAAACGAGAGGCUGUUAAGGUCAUGUUGAAACUUGUAGCCAUCAAGAGAGCCUUUGCUGAAGAUAGUAUCACCCCUGAGGAAAGACAAGACAAUCUUCUCGAGGUACCCACACAGGCUUCCUCGCACGGGCUGUUUUACGCAGUCAAACUCGCGCGCACGAAGCUAAGAAGGAUACACGCAUUUCUCAAGUACACCUAAAAAUCUCAUGAUUUCGCACUGAAAUUUUCUUGAUUGGGAACUACCUUACAAGUAUCAAAUUCACAUAUGAGCAGAAACACACUCAUGAUGCACAUAUACGUGGACGCGGUACACAUGAUAGGUUUGUCUCACUUGUUUAUCGUGUCGUUUUUUGUAGGCCUUCGAUAUCCUGAAAACAGCUGUAAGUUUAUCUAAUGCUGUGUUACAUGAUGUCCAGUCCGUUUCCAGUCUGUCAGAGGUGCGUGUCGCUAUUCUUAUCACUUCAUACUUGAGUUAUUCCAAGGUACACUUAUGUCGAAAUGUGCUUUUUCUUUAGCUCCGUAACCUAAGCCUGCCUGUUCAGCGAGAGGCAGUAGACGCAAAGCUUGUCAUCUCAAAGCUGAUGGUUGACAUGUUGAAACUGUUUUCAAGUGAAGAUCGAGGAAAACGAGAAUUAGAGACACAGAAGGGGAGCAUCGAGAAGGUAAGGAGAGUUUUUACUCAGAAAAUGAAACUGAUAUUUAUUGUCUGUAUCCUAAUUGCCACCCCGUUCAUAUUGCCUUUUCUCUUAGAGUUAGUGUUUUUGUGAGAAAAUGACCGGCAAAGCAAGAUUGAAUUUGUUUGUGUACGACGAAUUCGUCUUGAUUGUCUAAUUGACGCAAAAGUUGUCGACGGAAUUUUGUUUUUAACGAAAACGUUUAUGUUUGUUUGCUCCCAUACGCUAGGCUUAAGUCCAAAGAGAAUUGUGGGUGCGAUUAACGCGAAGUAGGGAAUCAUGUAUCAUUUAUUGAUCAGUGGGUUUCAAGCGAGCCAAUCAGAUCAGUUCAUGAUUACCUAUAGUCGGCUGCGAGUGUUUAAUGCCGAAAGUUGCUCUUUUUAUAAUUCAAUAUAUUACAUUUUGCAGUAAACAUAGUAUUGGGAAAGAAAAGGAACUAGUUGAUUUUGAUUCCUUUUUUUGCAGAUGAUAGACGACUACGUUGGUGUGGAGCCCCCGCCAACUGAGAAGCAGAGAAAGUGGCGAGAAGUAACGAGGUAAUUUUUGAACAGACGUCCGCUUUUUUUUGUUCCAUUGAUUUCUUCAUUAUACUCCAAAGUGAUUAUUUUCUUAAUUUCUUUCGAAUUGUUGCCAUUGUAGGAGUGUCCCAUUAAACUGCGAUGAUCGUUUCAUCAGUUUUCGACUGUAAUUUACAAAAUUUCGUUAAACGCGUUGUUUCUGUUUUACUCAGUACCCCAUCCAUUCCUCAUUCCUUACUCUUGUUACAUUUUUCUUUUCGAAGAACUCUCGCCGAGGACACUUUGAUGCAGCUAUCUAUGGCGCAUGGCCUUACGGGUAACGUGGCAUAUCUCCGGGCUAAGGUAAGGAAAAUGAUACAAGAUGAAGACGACUUAUUUGAACUUGACACGGCAUAGAGCAAUUGUCAAUUUAGGUUCGAAAGUAAUCCAAGAUGGACCUUCAGCACGCGGCAUUCUUUUUCAUUCUCCGGGACACAAUUAUGUCUGUGCAAACUCGCCUUCAAAGGUAGACUUGAGGAUUAGGCACAAAACUUUGUAUUCAUAAAUUCGACACAGCCGCUGCGUGAUAACGGUUUAUCGCAUUGGUUUUGCUUGAAUUCGCUCUGUGAUUGCUUUAGAAAACUCGCGCCACCUUUGCAACCACUAAGAUGUAAAACAAAGAUCAAUCGUUAAAUUACGAAUCGGCCGUUCACGUUUCCUCGCGCUCAUGGCAAACUGCUGAUUUGCGUGGAAUUGUCAUAAACACCUUGUAGUAUUUUCCUCUAUUCUGUUCUUUCAAGGAAAGGUGUCCGGCAUGUAACCAUUCCUCGCAUGUUGUUUCCAAAACAAUUAUUUUUUUUCAUAUCUUUGAAACAUAAAAUAAAGUUAUUCUGUUUAGCUGAUCAACGGUUUAUGUACUCUUUACUCUUCUACCUUGGCAGACACUUUACAUACUUGGCUGCUGCCUGGGUGUACUAGCGGCGCACACGGCUCCUGAUUCAGAUACCCAGUGGAAAGAACUAGAGGUAGGGCAAAUAACACUUUCGCUCGUCUUGUACACGUAACAAUGCAUAAGGUUAAGUUUCUCACUAGUCGAGGAACCGUUCAUAAUCCUAAUAUAGAUAUUUUUUCUUACGUUUGCGCCAGGGGCCGUGCUGAAUGCAAGCUGAAUCGCAAAGUAUUUCAGGCUAGUUUUUAAUAGAAUGGUCAACUUAUUUUCAACUGGAAGCAUAAUUCGUUUGUUUCGCUGACUGAAUACAGUAGCAGAGAGCAAACUGACAUGUUAAUAAAUAGGAAGGUUCGUUUGUUACAAGAAUUCUGCGGCUGUGAGCAAACUGACGGUGUUCAAAACUAGCUUUAGAUUAGCCAACAGUUUUACAUAAGUGUUGACCAUUUUUACGAAAACCUGUAACAAACUGUGGACGACCAAGUAUUUGACUCAAACAACUUCCUUCUAAAGAAAUCUCUGAUUGAUAAUUUGACAGAACAUAGGAUAUAAUACCUACAGAGGACUUAACGUUUUGUAACAUAUUAACAGUUAUCACACGAUGAACCUGAAGAAGACAGAGCAGCCAAGCCUUUAAACCCGACCGUUGAAGAAUCUGCAACGGGUGACCAGGGCACUGGCGAUACGGAAAUAGAGGCUUUUCCGAAUCCAUCAAGAGAGUUUAUUAAACUCACCAAUCAAGCACUUCAGUUAAAUGUAAGCUCCUUCAUGUCAUGCCAUGUUAUCGCCUUUGAGCAUGUCCACAAUGCUAAAUUUUCCCUCCCUUUCAGGCUGAAUUUUCAACUUCUAAGAGAUAUCUUAGCCAAGCAGUGGAAUGUCUGUCACAGUGUGUGCAGAUGGGACUUAAACACGGCUUCAAAGUUAGUGCGUUUUAAGUAAUGUUCUUAGUUAGUUACUCUAGUUGAUAUGUCGAGGUAGGAUUUAUUAUCCUCUUCGGAGUUAAGUAGAUUGCUCGUGUGAGUUCGUUUUCGUGGCAGUACCGCCUUUGUCACGCAGGUGAGGCCUUUUCGCUAAAUCCCGCUAACUAGUACUUGGUACAAGGUGGUAAGCCUUGCGAAUCUGUUAACCCUUUGCAAUCGGAGCUCAUUUAGGUUUCUGUAGCUUGAAGUGAGUAGGAACAUAUUUUGCUACUCUUCCUGGAUAGAAUGUCAAUCUACCAAAGAUUACCCAAGAAUUUUGUACUAGAACUUAACACAAAUGAUCCUCUAAGAGGCCACCCCUUGUUUCACGCGCACGUACUAAAAUCAUGUGCUAUAUUAUUUCAUUGUUUUAGUAUAUACUGAGACAACUAUUCACCUUAGUGUCGGAGGCUAGCGGUGGAUAUUUACCUCGCCGCUUCGCUUUCGGUCAACAUCCACCAAUAGCCACCUCUAUUUCGAUGAAUAGUCGUUAACUAUAUGCCCCCAUCUGUAUGCUAGAUGUGGUAAGUUAUGUCUUCUUUUUUUCUCGGCCUUGGUCAGGAUAUUGUUUGUGAGGCAGCUCGUGAACUGGUGGAUUCUAUUGGCGCUCAUGAUCCACUCACCUCCUCGCAAUAUCUGGCACUGUUUCAGGUAUCUUUGACGGUUGAGAAACUUUUCAUAGUUUUUAUUUCAGUCAAACUUUAGCCUGUAUUUCUGUAGGAUCCUUUUGGUGUAAGUUUUGUUCAAUGAUGUUGUUGAUGUUCGUUUAAUGUCCAAGUUUAAUUAGGGAGAUUACAGUCUUUGAUUUUUAUCAUCUACUUCAUUAAAAAUUAAGUGUUUGUUGUUGUUGUUGCACUUGUUGUUGUUGUGAUAGUGGAGAGCAUUUUAUCCGGCGAUAACAGAUCAUUUCAUCACAGGGUGAAGCGUUAGGUUUUGUGGUAGGGAUCAUGGACUUGAGCGAUUUUCUCUUCUGUAUGAAGUGUCCUUCCUUUGCCAUUUAAAGCCAAAAUUUGUAGCUUCUCUUUUUUAGAGAGAAGUCUAGGGACAAGGCAACCAUGGCUGUAUCCUUAAUCUGGAAAAGCGUUGUAACAAAUCAAUGCCAAUCCCUGAUUUAGCCAAAACUGUAUUGCGAAGAAAGGGGUCGUUACACAACUAACGUUAAAACAGCCUUUCUCAGUGAAAACAUAGGAUUUCUAGGCAACCAUGUAAUAAAACACUCAAAUAGUUGAAAUAGCCGUGCAAGCAAGUACAAAUAUCCAUACGCAGUUGACUAUUCACUCGGCACAUUAAAGACGUCUGAUAUCCAAUUACCUUCACUUUUUGUCUUGCUUAGAGUUGCCAUGCAUCUCAGGUUCUGGAAGGGGUAUUAAGACGAGUUCAGCAGGACCCUUCUGUGUCGCGUCAGGCAGCCUUACUACACCAGAGAAAACUACUUACUAACAUGGAGUUCUUGAGUGAUACAUCAUCGAGUAUUUUGGCCUCAAAUUCUAACCAUCUUGCCGACUGUGAGGUAAAGAAAAACAAAAGUCUACUCAAGAGUCGUUGACUGACUCCGGAUUCAAUACGAUGAAAGGCUUAUGGAGGUUUCGCCCCAUUGCAAGUUUGCUCCUUAUCGCUUCGCCAUCAUUACGACGAGUUCACUCCAUAAAAUAUAUUAAUCCCCCCCCCCCUCACCUUUACCAGUUCGCUCCCAAAUCUUCAACUCGUUUCCAUGCGACCAGCGUAAUCCUAUGUUCGAAGAUGGGAAUAAUGACGGUCCUAGUAAAGAUCCCAAUAUAUCGGAUUCGCCAGAAAAGGAGCGCUUUCUGCCUUAAGGAAACGAGUUGAAAGAUUCUAGGGCCAUGCGGCAAAAGUGGGGGCGAACUUGUUGUAUUUUAUGGGGCGAACUAAUUCAUAUUAGGCGAACUUGCAAUGGAGCGCAACCUUCAGAUACCCGCUGGUACAGUGCAACCUCUCUCUCGGAAAACUUGUAUUCAGGAGAAGCCACUAUUUAAAAGUGCAAAUGCUUCUAAAACCUUACAACUGUUACCUUCACUGAAUGAACACCUCUAUUCAAGGGAAAUUUUUGGCAUUCUAGUGGUUUUCCCCCGAAUGUACCUUAUCGCUGUGUUACCCACUAACGUCGUUGGUUGACUUUAAUAGGCUUGGCGGCGGUUAACAAUCACAAGAAGUCACUUAGAACUGACUCGUGAGUUUUCAAGCAUGAGUACACAGUUUGUCGUGCUCCAGCAUUCUCCCGAUAGGUGAGUAGUCAAAUUGUUCGCGUUAAACUUUUGUUAUAUUAAUAUUUUGCUGUGAUUGAGUUUAUAGCCGUACCUCUUGCUCUUGUUUGGUUUCGUCGGUAAAUUAAAGUUAAUUAUACAUCUGGCAGACAGUGGUGUGCCUCAUUAAGCACCGAUGACAAUCGGCUGAUCAGUAAUGGCUAUCAGCAGGAUUUUAAAGGCUGUAGUGUCAACUUGGUUUUCUUUCUUAGUGUCCAGUCCUUGCAAUUGGAUUAAAAGUUAAAACUAACAAAGUUUAUUACGCGAUGGAUGUUGUUUGUACCAUAUUUUUUGCCAAGUAUUGCUGUUGUUUUUACCUUAUGUUGAUGUUCUCAUUUUUCAUCCGUGUGUGUCAAAGAUGUUACCUUUAUGGAGCUGUGCUGGAUAAGGGUCGAUCUCCGAUACCAAGCGGAAAAGCCAACAAGCAGGCAUCAACUCUUCCCGGUGAGUACUACACCUUUGUGUUUAUCCUAAGUCACCCACCAAGGAUAUUAAAUGGGUUAACAAGCGCAGUUUUGUACCUGUACCUAAAAAGUUUUAUUUUUCUAACGAUGUGUGUAGAAUUCUGUAUCCAUGGUUGCAUACUGGACCUAAGGCAGUACGCCAUAAUUCGUGCACCAAAAAAAGAAAAUUUAAUGUGUGCACCAUGUACAGAAUCUAGUUUGACUGUCCUGCUUCUAAGCCUGCCUUGUUUUUUGUCGGCUAAUUGUUACUUUUUUCUGGGUUGUUUUUCUAACUCUCAAAACGAUAUUUUGUAAUCUCCCGAAAGGUACAGUUUGUUGUGCGCGGAACGAAAAAGGCUAACUGAAUGAAUGUAUAAAUGAAAGAUCACUAUAUGUCAAAUAAACGAACUGGAAAAAAAACCCUUAGAGGGUGAAAUUAAUUCAGGCACUGGGUCGUGAAACUCGUUUUGUAAAUUCUCUAUAGUUUUUACAAAAACAUUUGAUAUUUGAAAGUUUAUUCUGCCUUUCUCUAUUCUUUCUGAUGGUGUUGAUAUUUCUUUUUAUGUUCUUUAGUUCCCUCAAAGGCCAUGAUAACCCGCGCAGCUGUGAGUGCAGUGGAACUGGAGCAACUUAUUGAAGAGUUCAGUCAGUUCAAAUCUGACACUGCUUCCGAGCUCAUGAGACAAACCUAUGUUAGAAACCAACAGGAGCAGAGGAGAAAGAUGUUGGCGAAACUUGAGGACAACAGUCUACAGGCAGAGAGUCAGGUUAGAUCGCUGGUACCACUAGGUUGCUGUAAACAUACAACGACGUCUUCUGCAAAAUCGUUCCAACGCGCGUCGCUGUUUUAUAAAAACCUCUAUCACCGUAGAGCUAAUAAAAUACAGAAUCCUAAGAAAAAUCAUUUUAACGAAUGUUUAAAUUUAAAGCCGCUGCACCCAAAAUUGACGAUGUUUGAUAAGUUGUGUUACCUGCCUUUGACCGCCUUCAAUUCGUGUUCGCUUGCACGACCAAAUGAACUGCGCAGUAUCAAUCAGCAGUUGAUGGACUGCAAAAGUGUAGGGAUAUUUUUCGAUAUUCUCGUUGAUUGGUCGACGAAAAAUCUAUUUUGAAUUCGGCAAAAGGAAAACUUUCCAAUCCUCGUCACAUAUGAGAGCGUAAAAGGAGAAGUUUUUGGAAUUUCAAAAAAGCUUCACACAGAAAGAUGAAGUUUACUGUAUAUCUCGCCAUCAUUUAAUGAUUUUAAAUUAACUUUUACACCAAACUAUAUAGGAACUGUUGCCGAUUGAUUCUAGUUUCGCUGAAAAAGAAUCUCAGCUUGAGGUAAGUCGUGCCUUUGGUUUCUAUCCAUAUGCAAGCGCCUAAUAUUCCCGAAAAUACAGUGAAAUAUAUCACUGGGUUUAGGAACUCUGCAAAAGUUGUCAGGCACUGUUUGUCUUGGCACUAAACGACUAACCGUGAAAAGAGGGGGGCGUUUUGUCGUCAAAUUGCACGCCGCGGAGCGACGUUAAUUUUUGCAUUCUAUGCUCGGAUGUAGCUGAUGAUUAAUUGGAGACAUAUUUCGUUGUCAGACAGUCUUGAGAGAUCAUGAUCGGAAACGUUCGUUGACAUCAAGGAAGAUUUACCAUCAAUACAAUGUUUUCCUUUGUGUGUGCCACACUUCCUCUGUCUUGAAAAGUAUUGUGAAACCUGCUCUUUCCCGUCUUAGGUUUUUUUAUCUCUAUUUUUCUGUGCAACUCUCUCUGAUUCUUUUCCGCUGCUUUUGAAAGGCAUGAUGCGUGUUUUGUUCACAUUAUUAGUCAGCGACUUGUUUUUUCAUUUAAAACUACCUCGCGUUUAAAUCUGUAUUUUCCUUUGUAGUCGCAUUUUAGGGACGUUGUGGCAGCAGUUGAAGCUUACCUGGACCCUAUCUUAACUAAACUACAUCCAGCUUUAAAGUAAGACAACUGAUGGCAUAGACCAUUUUCAUAAAAUUUAUAUCAGUAACAAUGUCAUCUUAUUAAGCUAUUGUCGGUAUUAGAUCAAAUAGGGGUGCUAACUAUUUACAGGAACCUUCCGAUUGCAAUUUUCGCGCUUAAACAUUUCGUGGCUGAAUUUAAUCCAAGAGAAGACAGAAAGGGUUUAGAACAUAUCAAAAUCUACUGAUCUACUAUACACGUUAUUGUAGUAGAGCAUAUAGUCACACUUAGUUUACAGCAUACUCAUAUAUGAACACAUUCAAAUGCUUUAUAUACACCACUUCAAGACUGUCCACAGUGCACAAAACAGUGGAUUGUGGCGGCGGUGAACGGUAAAUUUAGGCCGUUGGUAAGUCUUAGCCUAGUUACUCUCUUUUAUGUUUCCUUCAGUCCAGACGCGGUUUCAGAGUCCGUUGUUUUGUUAGCUGAUGAAUGGCUGCUUCAGUUACCUCUGGAGGCUCUUAAGACUUUUGCUGUACCCCAAAUUACCAGCAUAUCACGUGACUUCUCUCUACAGUUCCAUUAUCAUCGUGUGCACCCGGCUGAACGUCCAGGUAUGAAAUGUUGCCAAGACAUGCCGUUGAGGAUAAUGAAAUACCAAAGAGGAAGUUCGUUUUUUUGAGAAAUACAUUCAAAUUUCACUCUCACUAUUGCGCUUCUGGAUUAAGUGACAAUGAAUAAAACCCGACUUAGUCACAAAAAAAAGAGAAUAAAAUAAAAUGUCACCAGUAGGCAGGGAGAACUCAAAGUAAAGACAAAAUAAAUUACCUGAAGUGUUGGAAAACGCAAGUCACAAAGGUGUAGUUGGUUUAAGUUUAAAUCGUUUUGGUAAGGAGAGUGCCACGGGUUUAAUGGACCAAUCAUAGAGCGAAACAAGGUAGAACCAGCGUAGUUCCGGAUUGCUCAAGACACUCAACUAUAAAUCAAUCACUUGGCGAACGUUAUCGACGGUUGAGAUAUAGUCAUAGUUUUGUUAUAUUGAAUCUGAUGAUGGUUUCCGCUCGGGCUGUUAAACUGGCGUCAAUAACAAUCACCGACAACGGGUAUUCUUAGGACAUAUCUCAGUAGUACGAUCACACAACACGAUCACACAACACGAUCACACAACACGAGCGGUUGCUGAUGUAUUUAGCGUUUUUAAUAUAACUUUCUUGCGUUCUGCAUUUGAAGAAAGUACAACUAAAGUCACUGGAAAAAUGGGCAAGAAACCUGACAAAGCGAAAUCAGACAAGCCAUCAACAGCGAAAUCAGGACAAAAGAGCGAGAAAAAGGUAAGAAGUCAGUUCAAGUAGUUAUUUCAAUUCUUUUCUUUUCUGUUAUUCGUGUUCCUUUCCUACUUAUGUCCUCGUCGUACGUUUGCCCGUUUGAUUGUUCGUACGAAUUUAACAUGCUUUUUAUUUUUCUUUCCAGGGAGGUAAAGAGGUUGGAACUGGUGUUCCCAAAGAAGGUCCUGUGGUUGAUUUUAACGGAAUAAGAUGUAUCCUUUUCAGCGAGUUCUUCCUUUAUCAAUUUUUGUGAUAUGGAUUAGAAGUAAAUUGUAUGACUACCAAUCGAAUUCAUUAAUUCCAAGAUUUCCCCACUUUUUUUUUUUUUUUGUAAGAGGACCCUAUGGUUACCAGCACACAAAGUGGAAUACGCCUAAGUUUGGUUUUGCUUUGAGUGCGAGUUCUUUAAAACAAAUGAAGCAAUUGGUCGAUCAAGCCAAUCAGAUCAUGCAGUUAAAUGCAACUUAUCAAAAUGAAAAUAGUUAGAACUAAUUAUGAAUCUGCCUAAAAAACAUUUUCCCGUUCCAAGUGCUGCUUGCUUUUUUGAUGAGGUCGAUGUCAUUAGUUGUUCUUUAAUCAUCACAAAAAGGCUAUGGUCAAACCGUCGGUAAAUACGGAAACUAUAAAACAUCUUAACUUUCUUUUAGACAUUGUCGACCCUUACAACGAAUGCGACGAGGAAGGUAAGCCGAGUUAAGCAAAAUUUGCCUUUUUUCAUAUGAUAAAAUAAAUCCUACUCAAUAAAUCCUAUUUCGAUUGAUUUUUACUUGUGGUCUAUAGGAGGACAAACGCACAGAUGACGUCACCACUACAACGUUUUGCUUUUUUAUCAUAUAAAACAAGAACAUUCCCGUGAUGUUGCCGUAGGUCUGUACAGUGAUAGAUCACAGAAUAUGUCAAGGUGAUACUCCGCUGCGCCAUGUGUCCUUUCCACGUUUUGACGUUAUCAGAAAUCUAUUACUGAACAUACGCACGGCAACGUGGAAUCUAUCUGUUAACCCUUUAACACCCAUAAGUGAUGAGAAAAAAGGAAAAUAUCAGUUAGGGGGUUAUAAGUUGAUCCAAUACCAAAUUCUCCAAACUAACAUCACAAGAACUGUAAGGAGAAUUACUAAUGAGAUCUUGGGAGUUAAAGGGUUAAGUUGAUGAUUUGUGCCUCUCAGCUGAUAUGAAUCUAGUCGAUUUUGAAUAAAUAAUACAGAUGUUUCUAUUUUUGUUAUAUGUAGGUGAUGAUAACCCGUGUAAGGUAAUUAAUGAUGCCGUCGCCAAAUACAAAAAUUUUACAGCGAAGUGGAAUGGUAUAACAGGAAGUGACCACCUUCCGAGGUAUGUCUUGAGUUUAUUCCAAGUUCACAAAGUAUUUUAUUUUAUUUUCAAACGUGUGAAUUUGCAGUGGCUUCUCUUAGUCUUAAAGUGCAUUUUGAUCGUGUGUCAGGAACUCAAAACCAGAGCAAUCAAAACAGCUAACCAGUAAUACUGCAUAUCCCAGAGUAAAUACAAGCAAACAGCCUGAAGUGCGGGAAAACGCGAGUGGUUUUGAUUUUACAUCUGAUUGGUUAAGAAAGUGGCGCGAGAAGCUGUUUACCCAAUCACAAAAACGUUUGGCAAAUCUGAAGCGCGGGAAAACGCGAGUGACCAAACUGCGAGUGGUUUUGAUUUUACAUCUGAUUGAUUUAGAAAGUGGCGCGAGAAGCCGUAUGCCUAAUCCCAGAGCAACGUUUGGCAGAACUAUUUUAUUCCCAGGUUAAGUUCGACACUCACUUUAAAAUUGCCUUUAAGAGAUGGUUGAACAUGGUCUCCAUGUACUAAGCAUUGAACCCAAAGCUAAAUGCUUUCGACGUCUUUCGUAUUUAUGCCUUUGAGUUGCGUGAAAAAUUUUAUCGUGAAGAUUCUCCCAUGUAUUUUCUUUUAGUGUGGGUGAAUUUCAGCACUUUCUGUCCGAAAGCACUGGCUUUAUCUUCUACGGCACCGAAAGAUAUCUGGGUUGUCUGCCUCCUAAUAUGCUUGCACCCAUAAAUGUAACAGGUAAACUUUCUUUUGGUGCGAUGAUUUUAUGAAUCUUGACACUGUGAAGUUGUUUUCCUUCUGUGUACGUGUGUGUUGUUGGUUUUUUUUUGGCGUUUGCACAUCGGAGGUCCUUUAGGGGUGCCCCCUCCCCUCCAGUCCGUUUGGCUCACUGUGUGGUAUUUGUUUUAUAUCUUCUCGGUCAACGUGCGUUUGCUUUAUAUCUUAAACGGUCAACGUGCUUUUGCUUCAUAUCUUAUAAAGUCAACGUGCGUUUCCCUUCUAUGCGCCUACAUUAUGGAAUACUCUCCUCAAUUCUCUUAAAAUUGCUGUUUUGUUGUCGUCUUGCGAACCUACCUUAAAAAUAUUUUUAUUUCGGAAGUUUUUUCUUUGAACUAUGAGAAUUUUUUUAUAGAUUAGUUAUUUUGUAUUGAAGGCUUAUUUUAUAAGUGACAUGUAAGCGCAUUGAGACUUAAAAUCUGCACAUAAAAACAUUAUUAUUAUUAUUGUUGUUGUUGUUGUUGUUGUUGUUGUUGUAAUUAUUAUUAUUAUUAUUAUUAUUAUUAUUAUUAUUAUUAUUAUUAUGAUGAUGAUGACUAUUAUCGCCUUCAGUCAUCACAUCGAGAAUAAGACGACGGUGAUUCACUAAACGAAACUCCUGGAAAUUUUUUAUAUGCCACACGAUAUUGCCAAAUGUGAUUUGAAUGAUUUUUUUUUCCAGACUGUCUCUUGGUUCUUCUGCUGGACUUGGUUCAGACAAGCCAGAGUUUCCUCAGACAGGGAAAAGAUGAUGCCACUAAAGCGUAAGCAAUCAAAUUGCGGCUUUGAAGUUCUCUCUACAGCCUAUUUAUUUUCUUAAACUUGCUUCAGAGUGACACACUAUUUCACACUCCUCCGCAGCCCGUAUUUUUUCUCGUCAUGAACCACUUGCUCUGUCUCCAUUGUUUGGACUUGUGAGGCAUCAUACUCUCUCGUUACGCAUCACACUCUCUCGUCACGCAUUACGCUAUCCCCUCAAAGAGAGAGAGAGAGAGAGGGUGGUGCGUGACGACGCACGUAAUUUUUUUAAGGGUACUAGCUGGAAUCUAACAAAUCCCUUCUUUUUAUUCUGAUGGCAGUGUUGGUGAACUAUGGCUGGAGCGUCCACUGGAGACUGCUAUGUUGCUUUCUUUAGUAGGUGUGGCUGGAGUUGUGUCAAAUCAGUGGCACUGCCAGCUGUCUGACAAUAAACAAAAACUUGAUACCUACCUCAGUGGUAAGCAAUUUUCUCUUUCGUAGUUCGAUUUUUGUUUUGUUUUUUUAUCAGUGCUAUAUGUAUGAGACCUCUGGUUCUUGAGACAUUUUUUAUCUUGUAAAUAGAAGGGCCCCUUUUUAAGAAUUAGGGCUAGGAAGAUAAUUGCUAUAGAUACAAAAUAUCGAUCACUGAAGUAAUUCCCAACGUGUUCGGAUGAUCCAUUUUGUGGAGCCAUAUUGAAUUGAAUCCAUCUUCUAUUAGAUAGUUUCAAACUUUGAAUUGAAGACCACUUUGAAGCCUAAUCAGUUUCCGGGAAAAGCUGACUUGUCUGAGUUAACUUUCGCUCAUAACUGAUAACCGUCAAGAAAGCAUGAAUCUACCAAACCUUUAAGGGUCUUUAAAAUCUUACGGAUGAUUUUCAUAACAUUAUUUUUUACAACUUAAAUGUCCACCCAGCCUUUGUAAGGCACCUUGAUAACAAAGAUGUUUUACGACCAGAAAUGAAAUAUUCAUAAUGCUGUUUGUGUCUCAAUAGCUACUGCGAUUUCUUAACUACCUCAAAUUGCUUUUACUCUUGACCUUCUUUUUUGCUCAAGUUCUCACCAAAUCCAUCGGAAAUUUGGAAAUUAUCUUUUUCCUAGUUGUAACCUGAAGCUUAUUUAACCACGUUACUCUCAGGCAUGUUAGAAGCAAGUAAAACAGUUGGUCAAGCCGUGAGAGGCUUGGCACAGUUUCCCAAACAACCCGAUGUUGUACCGGAAACUGACGCUGCAUCUGAUAGAGGCUCAAAAUCUGGGCGUCAUGUCGACAUAGAAGGGACUGGUGACGAGCAAACAGCUGUGGAAGAGGAAGGGACUGGCGGAAAAGAGGAAAGAAAUAAACCUUUAUCAUUCUCAAGACACUGGUUUAACACAGUGUUGUAUGGUGCACCUACACUUCUACUGAAUCCGCCCAAAGGGUUGUAG
Molecule: messenger RNA, 45324 nt
Organism: Pocillopora meandrina
Lineage: Eukaryota; Metazoa; Cnidaria; Anthozoa; Scleractinia; Pocilloporidae
Source: the annotation of a GenBank genome assembly